GAAAUGGCGUCCCUUCCGCCCGGGAAGGGAAGGCAGAGCAGGGCCCGGGCCGCCUGGGGAGAGGCGGGGUUGGCCUCGGAACGGAAGCGGGUUUCCCUGGCAGGCAGGCUGGCAGGCAGGUACUACAGGUCAGGCCGGCCGGCCGGGCCCGGUUCCGGGUGCCACUGACUUGGCGACGGAGGAGGCGGAUGAGGAGGGGGGGGGAGGAGGAGGAGCAGCAGCAGCAGCAGCGCGGGAGGAGAGAAGAUGGCGGCGGACCGGGAGACGGAGGUCCCGGCUAUUGACAGGAGCUUGCUGGAGUGCUCUGCUGAGGAGACUGCCCUGGUGAGAGGCCUCGGGGGGGGGGGAGGGACGCCGAGGGAGGGGAGACCGAGGGGUUUGGCCGGCCGGCCCGGGGGUGGGCGUCCGACCCGGGCGUUAUGAGGCCCGGCAAGGCUGACAGGUGUGUGGGUUGGGACGAGGAUAGGAGGAGGGAGGCUGUGAGGGGAUGCUCGGGGCUGCGGGCGGAGAAAGAGGCGAGGGGCCGGAGAGGGUGGGUUGGGUUUUUUUUGGGGGGGGGGGAGUUAGAGUUUGUGGGGGUGGGCAGACACUCGCUCCCCAGCGAUGGGGGGUGGGGGGAGCCACGUCCAGUGAAGGGGACACGCAGGUUGACACGCAAAAGAAGAAGGAGGGAGUUGAGAAGACAAAGCUCGGCGAGCAAAAAAAGAAAGGGGGUGUUGCGCGUGACAAAAGGUUUUAUUGCCUAGCGGGGAAGGCGGGAGGGUCUUCGCUGCUUGGCGUCGGGAAAACGGGGAGGGGCGGGAGGGGGAAAGCAAGUUUCCCAAACAAAAAUGGUCUGCGAAGUUAGGCAAGGAGUUGUGCCGCAGUGCUACUACCGAGAGAGCCCUGGGGUUGAUUUUUUCCCUUGAUGCCUCUGUGCUGCUCCAAAGAGCAAAGCGGCGGGUCUUCUGGGUCGGGGGGAAAGGGUCGUGUGAAAGACCCUGCCAGGUUGUCGCGGCGAAAGGGGGCAAGAGCGGUGACCCCUCUGUAAGCAGGAUCGGUUGCAUGCUGACUUAACAGAGAAACGAGUCCGUGGUAAGUUACGGACUUGAUUCGAGGGAGCACAAGUCAGCGGGGUUAAACCAAACUGCGAUCUGAAGUGCGCUCCUUUUUUAUUUUUAUUUUUAUUUUUUUGGGCUGCUUUUUCUUUUCCAAGGCUAUUGGGAAUGGAUUCCUUCCUGCAAUAAAUUUUGGGAUUGAUCUCUUCGACUUGUAUUUAAUUUGUAAACAGAGCUUCUGGUACCAGUCAUAAAUAGGCUAUGGUGGUUGACAUUAAAAUAUUGCAUAUUCGGUGGCUUCGCACUUUCCCUCCUCGUCUCUAAGUUUAAAGUCAUAAUGGGAAAUGGCAGGUGUUCUCCCAUCUAAACCACUUCCUCACAAGCCUCUGUGUCUGUAGCGUUGUUGAGGGUAUAAUUGAAGAGUCUUAAGGGGAGGUCAUUUCUAUCUCUUUGGGGAAUACUGUAUUCUUUCUAGUUGCCCCUUAAACAGAACUCAUGUUUUUUUUAAAAUAGCUCUGAAAUUGUUCAUCUGACCCAUCUUUUAGUUCAUAUGAGCAGCUCUGGGAAGCAGAGAACAAUUCCUUCCAGUCAAAUAAGUUGCCAGACUUUAAAACUUUUAACACUCCAAUAAUACAUGAGCAGCCUAGUAAAAAUUUGCAGUUCCCUGCAAGGUUGGAGAAUGUAUAGUUUGAUGGAGUGUCAUGGUGUAACUUUCUAUAGAUGGAUAUGGAGUUAAGUUUUGACAUCAUUGUGUUCCUUUUGUGUGUUUCGUAAAAUAUAAGAUGAAUUAGAUGUCACAAGUAAAAAAAUGUUCUAACAGCCUGUUCAUUUUAGCACCUCAUAUGACCAGAAUUCUCUUCUAACAUGUUAAUACUUAUAAUUUUAUAACUGAGCUCCUGACUUCUGUUACCAAGUAAAAAACUUUCCUCCCAGGACUGAAUUUUAGCUUUUUUUGUUGAAGUCUUGAUACCUUUUCAUAGUACUCUCUUGACUCCCAGAAAUGUAUUAUCAUAAUUGUUGUUACUUUAUGUUUAUAUGUUAAGCUCAAUAAAUUCACAAUUGAGCUCAGUAGCAUCCUGACAUAAUCUUUAUAUUUAGACAUUUUGAAUCUAGUGCUUGCAGAUUUGGUUCUUCCCAUACCCACAACCGUUUGCAGGAUUGACACAUAGAAUUGUGGAAUUGGAAUCUGUUGCCCAUUGUGCGGCCUUUAGCAAUAUGGAGUGUUUUAUAGUCCUCAUAGUAGCUAUCAGUAACAUGUUAAAUAAAAGUUUUUAAUUAUUUAAUAGAUUGGUAUAGAAAAUUGAAUCUUGUUUGUAUGUCUAGCUCUCUUUUUCUCCUGUGGAGAUUUGAAUUUUUGUAGGGAACUUGUGGUAACAGUUGCAUUUUCUUUUUCUGUGAACAAACAAUGUUCUUAUCUUUUGUAUCUUGCACCCUAUUUUUAAAACAAAGGAAAGUAUAUCUUGUACAGUAGAAGGCAAACUUGUAGCCGAGACACUCCUGUGUAGUCACCAAAGACGUCUAAUAUUCAGUUGUGUUUAACUUUUCUAAUGUUAUCACAAACUAUGCUUAUGGAAUUGUUAAAAUUAAAUGUUUUAUAUCUUUUAAAAAUAUAUAAUUUAUGUGACUAGUUUAUUAUGAUUAAAGGUUCUCUGAGUAUACUAUACAUAGAAUUAAAACCUAGAAAGAAUAUAAAUAGAAGGUGGCUUCAGUUUUUAUUUGAAAUUAUAAAUUAUUUGCAUUUGAAAAAUACAAGUGUUUUAUCUUAGGAUUUUUGCAGAUACAAGAUGUUUAAAUAUCAUCAAUAAACAUUAUUAUGGCAGUAAUCCUUUUGAAAUAAAUAGUAAGAACUAAUAGAUGCAUGUUUUAAUAGAUGAUUUUCUGCUGUUGUAAAAGCAGUAGGUGGUUCAUUUGUUUUCAGCCCACUGAUUAGUAAUGACAAAAAUAGCAUUUUUAACCAUUAAUGACAUUGACAACCUUAUUUACAUAUUCUGUGUAUUUACUGUAAAUGAUACUUUAAAUCUAUUUCAUUUAAGGUUGUUUCUUAAACAAAGUGAUUGUUUUUUUAAAAUCUAAAAUCAAUGGAAGAUCAAGUUGUUGAAAGUGAUUAACACUGUUGGGUGUUGAGGUUAACAAUAAUUGCACUGCUGCAUUUUUAGUUGUGCUUUUAUGUUAGUUUUUCCGCUAAGAGGAAUUAGAAAGUGGACAAGGUUCUACCAAGAAAACAUUGGCUUGGAUUCAGUUUAGCACUAAGUAACAAAGAUUAACACUUGUGCUGUUACUUGGCACUAUAUUAGAUGAAAGCCGUGAUUCAGAUUGUUUAAUUCAGACUCUUUAAUUCUGGCUAAAAUAAUUUACAUGCAAAAGUUGAUAAGUUUGUAUCAUUACAGCCUGACCUAUCCACAAGCACAUUUAUACAAAUUAUAUGGCAACUCCUUGGCUUCUGCUUUGAGUUCACUUAAAAGUGCUAUACAACUUCAUCAGUAAAUAAAUCAGAUGAUUUGACUGACGUAUCAAGCUUUCCAAGCUAGGGUUUUCCCCCUUAUUAUUUGUGUACUUUAUGCAUAAUAAUAAUAAUAAUAAUAAUAAUAAAUUAUUUAUACCUCGCCCCUCCCCGGCCAGAACCAGGUUCUGCAUUCUGAAUAGGUUAUCACGUCAAAAUAUUUCCAGAAAAUAACUGAAGUAUUGGAUGGAGCUGUGAAAACCUAUGUUCUUUAUUAUUAAUUAUAUUUGUUAGUCGCCUUUUGCAAAAAAAGUCUCAAAGCUAGAUAAAAUACAAACAGAUAAAAUCAAAUAGAAACCAGAAUGUUUAAAAUGACAUACAGUAUAAAAUUCCUAAAAUGCUCAUCAGCAUUACAAUAAAAAGGAUGAGACCUGCCCAUUGCCAAAAAUGAGCCCCAAAGAAGAAGCUAGUUUUGCUACCAGCAUGUCUAAAUAUUAGGUUAAAUUUUGGAAAUGGCAAGGUUCACUCUGUAUAAUGUUUGGUAAUUCCAGGAUGAAAGUAAUAGGAAUUGCCCAUCACCUUUGUGCCCUGGGCUUGUGAAGUUUGAGAAGAAUUUGGAUGGUUUCUGGUAAGAAAGAGAUGCUAGACUAGCUGGAUCUUGUCUUGAUCCAGCAAAACAAUUCUUACGCUCUCUUUGUUAAGGCUCAGUGGUGGGUGUACCAAAUUAUUUCAUUCCUUUACCGCUGAAAAAUAUCAGAGCUAAUCAGGAAGAGCUUUCAGAAUAACUUUCAUACAUUUCUGUCAGAAGACAGUUGGAUCCUUCCUGCAUUGGUAUGGUUGCUUGUUGGGGAAUACUCCCUUGAACCUCCUCCCCUAUUUCAGGUUGAUCACAGUUGUGCGGUGCCACUUAACAUUUUUUUUCCCCUCAUGCAGGCACAGCAUAAAUGUCAAGCGUGGCAAGUGAGGUUACUUCAGGCCAGGCAUACUGAAGUUGAAUCACUUUGUGUUCCUGGCAUGCCUUGAAAACCCACUUGCUUAUUCUUUGUUUUUUAAUGACUGUAGUUUUAAAAGAAAAGCAGUGAUAUAAUGGGCUUUGAAGCCAUGUCUUCUGAUUAACACUAAAAAAAAAAAAACCUUUCAAGGCUUCCAUUCCUUCACCUUGGCUCUCUUCCACCCCACCCCAUACUAAAUGUAACACCGUCAGCAGAAUUCCAUUGAAGAAAACUUUAAAAGCAGUAAAACUUUUAGAGUAAACAGGAUUAAUACUACAGAUUGUGAAACUGUGCGACAAAAAGAACUUCAUUGACUUCUCGUGGCUGUUGCCAAAUGCAGGUUUUUUCCUGGGCAGUGCUCUUAUCCAAAAUGAGGUUGUUUACAAAGGUUUAUGGGUUUAUUUGUAUGUAGUUGCACCUUUCUUUGAAAGCUUUUUGAAACUACCAAUUUUGAGGCAACAGCCACUUUUCAAAGGGUCCUCCAGCUAGUUGUGCAGUUUGACUUUAGACUUGUAAUUAUUGUACAUCUCUGUGUACGCAUUGCCACAUGGUAAACUACUUUGAAACUUGCAGCUUUUAAAAGGAAAAAAGUUGACAACUAAUUGGUCAUGGAUAUGCUCUUGGAUAUGCUCAAAGCAUCUCUCUGGACUGUAGACGUUAAAAUUGACUGUAUUUUAUAUUGAUAGUUGUGGAGAUGUUAUACUACAUAGGAAAGUUCUACCACCACUGUAGUAUUUUCAUAAAGAAAUAUGCUGGAAAGCUAUGAAAUAUUUUUUAGUUUGAGAUGGUUGCUGAUGACCUGAAUGGGUUGGGUAUUGUCUCUUAUCAUGUGACAGAGGCAGGAGAGCAAAGAACUUUGGGAGGCAGUGCUAAUGUGUAUUAACUUUUCCCCCCUUAUAGAAGUGGCUGCAAGCACCUGAUCUUCCAAAAGAAAUAUACAAGCACCUUGCCUACUAUGUACCCAAAAUUUACUGUAGGGGUCCUAAUCCAGCCCCACAAAGCGAAGAUUUGCUUGCGCAACAGGUUUUGCUGGGACCAAUGGAAUGGUACCUAUGCGGUGAAGACCCUGCAUUUGGCUUUCAGAAACUUGAGCAAUCCAACAAACCUUCGCAUCUUUGUGGCCGGGUGUUUAAAGUUGGCGAGCCUACAUACUCUUGCAGGUAACUAGUCACUAGUCACUUCUUUUAAACUGUCAAGCCCCUUAACAGUUGAAUGAUUUGAGCUUUAUUUAUUUAUUUAUUUAAAACAUUUUUAAUACCACCACUCAUUAAAAAAUUGAGGGCAGUUUACAAUAAAAGCAAUCCAGUGAAAGCAGGUUCCCUGCCCAGGAGCUGUUGUAGUUGGCAUACCAGUUAAAGUUGAAGAAAGGCAGCUACAUGCUGCAGACGGUUGGGGCUGCGUGGAAGGUGGUGUGGGAGGUUGUAACUGGAUGUAGGAUUUUGGCAAAAAACGCCUCCUCCCCUUUUUCCGUUAGGUCCCAACUAGAUCAGGCUACAUACUCACGAGGGCACAAUUUGAUACCCUUGUUAUAUCUGAUCUCUGGUUCCAAAGAACAGCAAAAACCCAACCUGUUUGGGUUAUUUGUGGCUGCCAUUUAGUACUUUUUAAUUCUCUGCUUUCUGGGCAGGUAGUGGUUUUGAACUGCAGUUUUUGUUUCUCCAUAGCUUUAGUCCUCAUAGUUUCAAGUGUCAUGAAUCUUUGGAAUUUCAGCAGCUCUUUCUCAAAAUUGGGUGUCAGGAUUGCAGGAGUUGUGGUGGGUUGUCCAUACUUGAACACUAUUUCCCCUCUCUCCCUCUCACAUAAAUGCGUAGGCUUGGGUCCCAACAUACAUACAGAACUUCCAGAUUUAGCAACUUGUCAGCCUCCCCAGAGAAAUAUAGGGUUGUGUUCAACUAAUUUUUACUGAAGAGUAGAUUCAUAUAAAUUAAUGAACACAACUAAGUUGGGGCCAUUAAUUUGAAUGGGUCUACUGUGGGGGGACUUCAACAUAGCACUAUGGGAGUUGUUCCAUCAGUGCAAACAUUUCAGCUUGUCAGAAGGAACAAUCUCCCCUCUCCUCCCAAUCACACACUGUUAUAGCAGUUCUCCUCUAAGCCACCCAUAAUGAGCACCAUUAUAAAAUUUAAUCCUAAUUUCUGUAGUUUUAAAAAAGCAAUCAGAAAGACACAUCCACAUGCAAAAACAUGACUUUUCACCACGGGUAUAGGGCGAUAUAUGAUUUCAAUAAAUAACAACGACGACAACAACAACAACAUAAUAUAAUAUUUCCAUCUGCAUAGAAGGUCCUAGGUUGUGUCCAAUAUACAUUACAGGCUUUUUCUCAAGCAGUUGACAGUUCAAUCCUAUACAGAUCUUCUCAGAAGUGUCCUAUUGAAUUCAGUGGCGCUUGUUUUUAGUUAAAUAUGUAUAGAAGUUCAUCCUAAACAUUGUGUAGUUGGCCCUUUUAUUAACAUGUUUUUCUGCUCUCUUUUUUUGUCAGAGAUUGUGCAGUUGAUCCAACUUGCGUGCUUUGCAUGGAAUGUUUCCUGGGAAGUGUUCACAGAGAGCAUCGAUACAGGGUUAGUAAGCCUAUAUGUGAUUUUAGUGAUGUCUCAUUCAGAAUCAAAUUUGUGACUUGGUCAAAUCAAAUGAGUGUAUAUUUUAUCACACUUUUUCCCCCUGUUGCCUUUUCCUCUCCUCCCUCUCUCUUCCCCCGCUCCCCAAUGCAAAAGUAGCAUUACAAAAGCUAUGAAAUUCAGUAUGUAGGAAGUACUCCCACUUGCCUAGGCAGCCCUGAUGUUUUCACACAGAUCAGUACUUUGAGUAACAUUAAAUGUUGCGGCUUUCAGAAACUAAAAGUUUGACUUUGAAGUUCAUAUCCUUAGAUUAUAGGUGUAAGUGUAGGUAGAAAGGCUUAAUGAGAGUAAUCACAGACAAUAAAUGAAUGCGUCAAUCAGUUAUGACACAGCAGCUGCCUUAUUGCUCACAAAUAACUCAGCACUGUUAUUUAAAAGAAGAAAACAGCAUCUUGAGUAUAUCCCUUUAUCACUGAACAUAUGAUGCACUAAAGGCUGAAAUUAACAAAUAAAUAGGUAUUUUGGCUGCAAUCCUAUGGUCCCAGACAGGGCAUCCUAGGGACCAUAGGAUGUUUCCGUUCCCCCUGUGAGGGUGAAGGCAGUGAUCCAAACUCAUGGGAGAUCUGAACUAGUUUGCCCCCUUCCAAGCUGUCACAGGAACCUCUACAGCCCUAUCUUACCAACUUUGAGCUCUGAAACCAGUAGAUGCUACAGAGAUGGGUCAGUGUUCCCACUCCCUUGACACCCCUUCCACACACACACACACCCCAAAAGCAGAGGGAAUUAAUACGACAACCCAGGAGCCGGCUCAUGUUCCUUCCUAUUGGAAACAAUAGGAGAUAAAUCAUUUUUGAAAAAACAGAAAUGGGACAGGUAAUAUGGUGCUUCUCUCUCUCUCUCAGCCUGAGGCCAUGUGCCCAGUAGGGCUCUGGAUUUGGUGGUUUGUUGAUCUUCAGUCCCCCCGGCCCAACUUUUGGAUUUCUUUCCCCUUUACAGAAAUUAUCAGGGGUCUGCAAAUGUUAAUUCCUACUAAUCAGCUUUGAUAAUCCAGUUUUGAUGGCACAACAAUGCAGAUACGUUAUUUAUGUUAUCAUGUUUGUUUUUCUAAGAAUGGUUUAUGCCCUUUGCCCAUGCCCCAGGGCAGCUUACAACAAAGUUAAAUGAGGUAAAAAAAAAUCUAUGAAACAAAACAAGUCCUUAAAACACCACACCACUGAUAGUCUGAAGUUAUGUAGCUCAGUCUUUGUAUACUAUAGGUUGAAUUAUUUUUAUUUACUUUGAACCUGAAAUUAAUCCCAUAGCUUUCGUCAGGCAUUUUACCCCUUUCAGAUUUUGUUUCUCUACACUGCCACCCCAUAAUAUGCUUCAUACAAGUUCACAUGUUAAACAUAAUAAAUUGCACACUUAAAGUAAGGGAAAGGCUUCACUCUCCAUUCCCCUGGCCUUAUCUUUAAGUUGGACCUGUUUUUGCUCUGAUUGCUUAACAUAGAUUAUAGACUCAUAGAAUCGGCGUUGGAAGGGAUCCCAAGGGUCAUCUAGUCCAACCUGCUGCAAAUGCAGGAAUCCUGCCCACAGCUGACCCUGGGUGGGCUUGAACUACCAACCUUCUGGUUAACAGCCAGAUGCACUGUCUCAUUAGAAUAGCUGCUAACUGAAGAAGAAUAGGAUAAGAUAGUCCUUAUCUUGUUAUCGCUUAAUUCACUUGCUGGAGCAGGGGGAAACUUUCUGUAAUUUAUUUGGGAUGCGCAUUUCUUGAAGUAUGUAAGUUAGCAGAACUAAUAAUCAUAAGGCCAACCAGUCAGUAUUUUCCAUAAUCUAACCUAAAAUUGGAACUGGUUUAAGUGAGUCAUGCAAUAGACUCAAGUGACUCUUGUUCUUUUAUUCUAUACAAUAAUUCCUAUAAUGUAUGAUUCUAAGAUCAUGUCUGCUGAUUUGUCUGUAUGACCUCAUAUUUUAGAACAAUAGUAGGAUCUUCUCCUGUAGGCAUUUUAUCACGAGUAGAGGCUUGAGCUGGAACAGAAUCUAUUGAAUCCUUGUUCAUAAAAAAGCAGGCAGGACAGACCUGGAGAAUACGCCCUGCUUAGCUCUAAAAGCAAGGAGAAUUCUGCUUGCUAUAGCUCAUAUCAUUGAUUUACCCUUAGUUUGAAAGGUAAUAAUGACUUUCCUUCCCCUCUGCCCUUUCAUAAGACUUGCUGAUCCUUUGGCACUGGGAGCAGCCAGCUGUCAGGGCUAUUACUGGAAGAUGGAGCCUUAUUCUGGUGGUGAGCCCAAAGGACAUUCCUGUAGUCUCUGCUCCAUUGAGUAUAGGAUUUGUUAUACAAAAUUUUAAGCAGCCAUUUAACUUAACAUCACAAGGAUUGAAAAACCACCACGAAUCUCUAAAUUGUCUCUCAGGUCUUCUUCACUGUGUCCCAGAUUGCCAAUCAGUUUUGGAUAGAAAGCUUACCAGCCUGGGUUUUCAUUUAUGAAGCAUACUUUCUUCUUCAUAUUUAUUUUAAAAUAAUGCUGUAGAUGACAACAUCUGGUGGAGGAGGUUUCUGUGACUGUGGCGAUACUGAAGCUUGGAAAGAAGGUCCAUACUGCCAGAAGCAUGAACAUAACACUUCAGAAACAGAAGAAGAGGAGGUAAGGAUACACAGGUUUUCAAAAUUAUUUUGUGCUGUUGCUCAGGUAACUCUGGUUUGGACAGAGAGCAAGAUUUGAGAGCCCACUCUCUGGCCUAACUCUAGGCCACCCACAUGACAUCUUUGCUUCCUCCUGUACAAAGCAGGAGGGAAUACAUCAAGAUUGUUAUUUCAGUCAGGUGUGCUUUAUUAUGUUUUCUGUAUUUAAGUAUCUUGUUCUUCACUUCAGGAGCUUUUAACAUUAAAUGACUUUUUCUAGUCUUUCUAGCAGCCAGAUCCCAUAGACUAGGGCAGGCAUAGGCAAACUCGGCCCUCCAGAUGUUUUGAAACUACAAUUCCCAUCAUCCCUGACCUCUGGUCCUGUUAGCUAGAGAUGAUGGGAGUUGUAGUCCCAAAACAUCUGGAGGACCAAGUUUGCCUAUGCCUGGACUAGGGUGUAAGAAUUUUCAAAUAAUUAACUUAGAUUUGUUAAGCUUCUUUUAGCUGUAGGGGAAAUGUUAGAAAUUAUUACCUCGAUGUUAACACUUUCCUCCUUUUUUCAUUUUAGGAUCCUCUUGUGCAUUUGACAGAAGAUAUGAUAGCAAAAGUUUACAAUAUUUUUGCUAUCAUGUUUCAGUAUGCUGUAGAUAUUUUAACAUGGGAAAAAGAAAACGAUUUACCACCUGGUUUAGAGACAGUGUAAGUAAAAUUGCUGUUUGAACUUCCAAGACUGGCACAGUUUUUAAUGGAAAAAUGUUAGCUGCAUCUUAAUUCAUAAAUGACGUUGUGUGCCGCCUAAAAAGAGUUGCCACUGGUUUAGUCCCAUUGAAAUAAGUGUGACACACAUUUACAUCACAUCAGUUUCAGCGGGUCUUCAAUGUGAUCAGUUUUCUAUGGAUCGCACUCAGUGGAUAUAUCUUACUUGAGAGUAAAUGCUAUUGUGCUCAGUGGGACAUAGCUUUAACUAAACAUGCUUAAAAUAGCUGUUCCUUGAGGCUAAAAGGGAAAUGUUUUUAAUACACUUCUCUAAAGAAUUAUAUUGAUUUUUUCUUAUUGAAAAGUCUGUUCUCUCUCCCUCUCCUCCUUUAUUUACCAAAGAAAUUAGUGGUUGGGGUUUUUUUUGUAGAAUAAUGCUUCUUGCCAAUAGUAUCUAAUGCAAUUUGGCACCGCUAUAGUAAGCUAAUGUCAUUGAAAAUAGUGAUAGGAUCCAGCAUAUCCCAUAGGAUAAUAUAAUAACUUGGAUCCAGAGAACAUAAAACAGAACUCCACCUGUGCAGUAGGAUGUUCCUCACUACAACUCCCUCUGCCCCUCCCCAAGUUGCUCCUGAAGCUUGGUAGUCCCUGCGGGAUGGUCCACAGAGGGUCAGUUGGAUUGGGAAAUUAGAGGAAUUUGGCAAGGCUGUCAUGUACAAGCAGAAGUAGUUUUCCACUCACGCAAGGCACGGUAGUAAAAUUAAUCACAAGAGCCCUCCAUCUUCCUAUUGCUGAUUCAGUAUGUUUCCUUAAUAGAGAUUCCAGUAAAUAGAAGUAUUGAAAUGCUAGAGAAAAUACCUUGAUUGAUUUAAAUUAAUUAUGUUCCUUAUUCGUAAUACUGUCUUUACAGUGAGAAGACGGAUACUUACUUCUGCAUGCUUUUUAAUGAUGAAGUUCACACAUACGAACAGGUUAUUUACACUCUUCAAAAAGCUGUCAAUUGCACACAAAAGGAAGCCAUUGGUUUCGCAACAACUGUAGACAGAGAUGUAAGUAAGCUCUUUAGACUUCCAUUGAAAUAUUGGAUAAAAAUGAUUAAGCUUGGUCAGUUUAAGAGGAUUUAGUCCUGUAGCUCUUUCCAUAUUUCCUUCCUGCUAGCUGAUCAACCAUUUACCUUAUUUGGAGGAAUAGAAGGAGCUAGGCAAUUUCCAAAGCAACACUAGAGCAUAGUUCAUUAGUUCAUUCCUUGAUUAUACUUGCUGCAAUUGGCCCUCUUGGCAGGAGCAUACUUGAUAACAUACAGUUUUGCACCCCCACCUCCACUUUGCAAAUCAUGCUGUGAAAGUUGGGACACUUCCUUCCUGGAUGCCUUCCCAACCUGAGAUUCUUUGGCAAUGCUUUUGCAAGUUAACUUCACAGUGAGUCUCUGGGAAAGCACUUUUUAAAAUUUGAGAAAACCUCCUCUCUUCUUACACCAUCCACCAAGAAAAUAUAUUUUAGCCAGUCUUUUCUAAUGUAACAUAGAGGCAAAACCUGUAAAAACAAAGUGAGGCUCUCUCCAAUCUUUGUAGCACUGAAUAUUUUACAAGCAACAUGCUCACUCUGAGGCUGAAAAUUCAUUAUGGAGGGUGUGCGGCUGCUGCUGAAAUCAGAAAAAAAAUAAAAUAAAAAAGACCGGCCAGAGGGAAAGCACUAGCACAGGACACAAAAAAGAGCAAAUCUCAAAAUUAUGCACAAGAAUCAGUGAGUUUAUUGCUCACAAAUGUGUUUUGGAUCAAUAAACUCUUUCUUAAGGGUUAUUCAACCAUUUCCCUCUCAUGCAAUAAUCAGACUACAUGUAAGAUGGCUUAAUCGGUUUUUUUGAAGGGUGGGGGAAAACACACCCUAUGGUUGUAUCUUAAAUAUGUCCCUGCAUUCACAGAGGCUCUUGGCUCCAACGUAAACCUCCUCUCUCCCCCCUUCCAGUUAUGGCAGCCUCUGCUGGAGUGUAGCUUAGGAUAAGUAUUUAACCCAUGAAACUCAACUAGAACAAAAAUGGGCCUCAGUCUAAUUCAGGGGCAGGAAACUGGAUUUGCCUGUCUAUAGCCCUGGUUAGCCAUAACCACCCAGAGUGAUGUGAUAUCAUAGCACGUAUGCUUCUCUCUCUCUCUUAGAAAAACCCCUUUUAUUUAUUUGUUUCUUUAAAUAAAUCCCAGCUCAAAACAUAAUUUAAGGUACCGUAUUUUUCGCUCUAUAAGACACACCUAGUUUUAGAGGGGGAGAACAAGAAAAAAAAUAUUCUUCCCCUCUCUGCGCAGCGCCCCUUCAGCCCCUUCCGUUUCUCCUCCUGCUUCACUGAAGGGGCGCUGCGCAGAUAGGGAAAGCUGCGCAGCGCCUCUCCAGCAAAGCGAAGCCAGGAGAGCAAGGGGGAUUGGUGCGCACCGAUCCCUCUUGCUCUCCUGGCUUCAGGGAUAGCCGCCUGAAGCCUCUGGAGCGCAGUGGGAGCUCCCGCUACGCUCUGGGGGCUUCGCCUUGCUUUCCCUGAAGCCAUGGAGCCUGCAUGCGCUCCAUAAGACGCACACACAUUUCCCCUUACUUUUUAGGAGAGGAAAAGUGCGUCUUAUAGAGCAAAAAAAUACGGUAUAUAUUUAUUAUAUGAUUGUGGAUCUUUCAGAAUUGCUGAGGAAUUUAAUAGUUUUGUUUGCUUUUUCAUAGGUGAUAUUUGCUAUAUCAGCAAUAAAUGCAAUUUACAUGAUAAACAUAUGUGAAGCAUAUAUACAUACUGCUUACUUAAACUGAAUAUAUGACAUUUUAAUUUAUGUUAAAUAUAUUUAACAUAAGCUUAAUUGUGUUAAUAUGUGCUAUUUAGCAGAAGUCAUUGUUGGUAUAGGGUUGAUUUAAUUCAAGCAGUCUAAUUCAAGGAUUAGAAACGUAGGUGACUUCAAUGUGCAAUCAAAACAUAUUAUUUAGUUUUAGUUAUAUCUUUAAUUAGCUAUUAAUAGCCAUGUAACUGUUUAACAGGGACGCAGGUCAGUUCGCUAUGGAGACUUUCAGUACUGUGAGCAAGCCAAAUCAGUGAUAGUGGUAAGUGACAUUGCUUCAUUUCCCUUAACUGAAUGGUAUAUAUCCUUACUUCAUUAUAAUCAAUUCACUGUUAUAGCAUAUCUGCCCAUUAACAUUUUAAAACUGUAUGUGACAUUUUAAGAACGUUAAGGAAAUGUUAAAUGUGUUUGAUGGAAGUGGCAGCAUGCCUUGUAAGUCACUUGCCUGAUGGUUCUAUCAUUCUUCAAAAACUAAAAAUUGGCACAUUCUACUUUAAAAUUGUGGUAACCUCCAGAUUAGAUUACAGCAAUGUAUUAUACAUGGAGUUGCCUUUGAAGACUGGAAACUAAAUAUAAUUCAGAGUAUAAUUGCUGGACUAUUAAGUGGGUAUUGGGUAUUGGGAUGACAGCUCACAAGUGCUUAAAGUGUUGAAUUGGCUCCCAGUCAUAUUUCCAGGCAAAGUUCAAAGUGCUGGUGCUUUCCUUCAAAUUGCUAUACUGUUUGUGAGUAAAGAUGCAUAGGAUUGAAAGGGAAAAUGUAUAUUUUCAGCUCAAGUCUUCCCUAAGAUUCUGGGGGUCUAAUGAAGAAACCCCCAGUCCAACCUGUAUGACUCGUGCUAAGAAGCAAAGUUCAGCAGAUACAUCUACUGGAUCAAAAAUUGUAUUCAAAAGAGCGUAGCCAUAAUGUUUCUCUGCAGUCAUCACUGAAUUACUUGCACAAUGUCCAAAACUAGACUGGGACCUGCAUUGUGAUGAAUAGAUACUUGGCACUUUUGGCCUUGACUGUGUCAUUUAAUUGCAUGAUGGGAUUGAAGACUGAAAUCUUUUGUUGGGAAAGAAGCCUUGAACUCAUGGCUCCCCAUGCCUAUCAGACAAGUCAUGUGCUCUCCAUCUGCAGUUACAGAUAGUUGGAAGCCCUUUGCUGUAGUGAUAUCUGUCAGAGCCAGAAAGGGUAAGGGAAGUUGAACCUACAUGUGGUGAUGAACUAAUUUCAAUUAUUCCUAAGGCUGUUUGCCUUCAGUAUUAGAAACAGAAUUCAAGUUUUACCAUUCUUGCAUUACAAAGUGUAGACAUAUAGUACUAGAUAUUGGGAAAGCUUGUAAAAACCAUGAAAAUCCAAUUGCCUGGGAUUGUUCUAUGUCUUAACUGUACAAACUUGAAAAGUGCUGUGUUUGGGGCAAAACCUGUUAAUGGCUUCUCUUUUCCCUGCCCCUUUUCCUUUCCUUAAGAGAAGUACCAGUCGCCAGACUAAGCCAUUGAAGGUUCAAGUUAUGCAUUCAUCUAUUGUUGCCCAUCAGAGUUUUGGUUUGAAGCUUCUAACUUGGCUUGGCAAUAUUAUUGGAUAUUCAGGUACUGAAAUUUGACACACUUAUGAUAUAGCUGAAAGAGAAAAGCCAUGAUUGAAAAGCAGAAAAUUCCUCUUUCUAGGGACAGAAUGAUAGACUGACAUGGUCUUGUGGAUAUGGUACAAACAUAACAAAAAUAUAUGUGUUCAGGCUUAUUGGUUCAGUUUACUUAAAGCAUGAGGACGAAGCUACUUGUGAUGCGGAAAGUCCCUGAAAGAAUCUCCCAACAUUCUUUUCGUUUCCUAAAAUCGGCCACAAGGGCACUUGAAGUAGGGAGAGUUUUAUAUUUCUCCCAUGCCAUUUCCUGACUGCAAGUCAUCCCUAUCCCUGAGCAAUUUCAGGUCCCACUUGUCUGCUUUCUAAAUACGAUUCUCCUCUAAUGACCUUACAUCACUUAAGCUUUCUAUGUUGGAGACAGCCUAUUCUGCAAGAUCAUGCAUAUCUGUAGUAAAUACAAAAUAAAGAUGAAUGCCUUCUAUUUUAAGAAUGUGCAUGUUGGAGAUGUAAAUGUCUUACAUACAACUGAGUUUUAUGCACAAAACGGAUGAUUAAAGCAAACCAGUUAAUCCUUUUGGUUCACGUAUUACUGUUUCUCCUUAAUUAGAUGGCCUUCGAAGAAUAUUGUGUCAAGUUGGCUUACUGGAGGGACCAGAAGGAGAAAACUCUUCUCUUGUGGAUAAACUCAUGCUGUCCGAUUCUAAACUCUGGAAAGGUGGGCUAUUCCUUCUUGUUUUAAGAAUCUACCUGCACCACAGUCCGGUUGCUGGGAACGCAUCUUCUUUCACACAGCUAAAGCAGCCUAGAUAAAUCAGAGCAAAAAGCAGCUGUGAUGAGAGGGAUGGGCACAGACCUAAGGUGCUCAGAUACGAAAUUCAUAUAUCUUAGUUUACUCCUGGUUUACUUCAGUCUUGGUGGAAGGCACUGUCAAGAGGAAAGUGCUGCUCAGGAUAUCAUAAGAAGCAAGGCUAGAAGUAGUGAGGCAUUGAUCCCUGCCAAGCUCAGAUCUAAGCCAAACAAGCAUCUACACAUCCAAACAUCUGGAGCAGCAGAGCUGUAGACUCUGGGCACUUCUUAAUGCUGUGCCACGUCUUUCUAUGCUUCCUGUGCUCUACUGUGCAAGGCUUCCCCCUUUUGGACACCUUCCCACAUGGCUGGUGUAAGAUGCUACUGCUGCAUAACAACAACAACAAAUUGAUUGAUUGAUUAUUAUUUAUAACCCACCCAUCUGGCUGGUUGGGUUUCCCCAACCACUCUGGGCGGCUCCCAACAGAAUGUUAAAAACAAGAUAACUUGUUAUCUUGAUAUCUGAAGAAGUGUGCAUGCACACGAAAGCUUAUACCAAGAACAAACUUAGUUGGUCUCUAAGGUGCUACUGGACAAAUAUAUAUAUAUAUAUUUAUAUGUAGACUGCGUCAGACCAACACGGCUACCUACCUGAAUCUAAAGCAAGAUAAAACAUCAAUCCUUAAAAACUUCCCUAAACAGGGCUGCCUUCAGAUGUAUUCUAAAAGUCAGAUAGUUGUUUAUUUCCUUGACAUCUGAAGGGAGGGCAUUCCACAGGGCGGUUGCCACUACCGAGAAGGCCCUCUGCCUGGUUCCCUGUAACCUCACUUCUCGCAGUGAGGGAACCACCAGAAGGCCCUUGGAGUUGCUUUUUUGGUAAAACAAGUCUUUUAAGGCUGCAAUCCUAAACACACUUAAUAGGGAAUAAGCCCCACUCAAGUUGUUAGGACACCUUGUCUUCAUGACAACUUAACAAAAUGAUUUAACUAUUUCAGUCCUACAUCAGCACAUUGUCAAAACUUCAUGAUUGCUCUAAAGUUAUUUGGAUGAUGCUGUCAUAUAAUAGUCCUCCACGUUGAUAUGUAUCUUUCUUUUUUUGAACAACAACAACAGGAGCUAGAAGUGUGUACCAUCAGUUAUUCAUGAGCAGCCUACUUAUGGAUUUGAAGUACAAGAAGCUCUUUGCUAUCCGAUUUGCAAGGGUGAGUAACUUUCCUAAUGAAAAAUACUUUAGAAUGCAAAGUCUGACUUUUCAGGUAUUAUUAUUAUUAUUAUUUAUUACUUACACCCUGCCCACCUGGCUGGGUUUCCCAACAGCUCCCAAAAGAAAAUUAAAAGCACAAUAACACAUCAAACAUUAAAAACUUCCCUAAACAGGGCUGCCUUCAGAUGUCUUCUAAAAGUAAGAUAGUUGUUUAUUUCCUUGACAUCUGAUGGGAGGGCGUUCCACAGGGUGGGCGCCACUACCGAGAAGGCCCUCUGCCUAGUUCCCUGUAACCUCAAUUCUUUCAGUAAGGGAACCGCCAGAAGGCCCUCAGCGCUGGACCUCAGUGUCUGGGCUGAACGAUGGGGGUGGAGACACUCCUUCAGAUAUACUGGGUUUAGGCUGUUUAGGGUUUUAAAGGUCAGCACCACAUAGUGGAACACAUAGAUUGUUACACUAAAACAGGCAAACUUGGCCCUCCAGCUGUUUUGGGACUACAGUUCCCAUCAUCCCUGACCACUGGUCCUGUUAGCUGGGGAUGAUGGGAGUUGUAGUCCCAAAACAGCUGGAGGGCCAAGUUUGGCCAUUCCUGCACUAAAUAGUAACAACCUGGUGCCAAAGGCUCCUUAUGCCUUUUGGAGUUCUGGGUUGUACAUGGUAUUCCUGCAUGAAAAAGGACUGCCUGAUGACUUGAUGUUUGGGCACAUCUGCAUGUACUGUUUAGAUGCAUGCACAAAGCUGGCCUCAAUAUUAAAGUCAAUGUGGAAGCUUUGGAUCACAGCCUAAAUGUGGAAAUGUAUAUUCCUAUGUGAUCUGGAUGGCACAUGUUACCACUUUUGCUGGAUGUGCCUAACAAUCCAAAUAAAAAAGCAGUUAACCAAGGUUAAGCCAGGCGUAAUGGUGAACUCUGGCUUAAUACAAGCCAGAAUCAUUGUGCUGAAACUGGCAAAUGGCUUGGGGAGGGGGAGGGAGGAGCUCUCAUUCCUAGCUAACUGUGGUUUAUGAAGCCUGAAAGAUCGUCUGAAGAGGGCUGUUGUGUUGUGGAAUGAAGUCAGCGUCAUUUUCGAAUAACUUGGAGUAGUUAACCAUGUAAUCUGAAAAAUAAGAAUUAUUCUUAUAUAUUGCCCUGCUUCCCAAAUAUGACCUCUAAAUAUUGGCUAAACCCAAUAGCAUUUCCUUAUGACAACCUCUAAUUGACUUCCUUUUGCUUGACACAAGUAACUGUUGCUAUAACUGUGCUUAUUAAUGGUCUGGUAAAUUGUGAUGAUACUGCAAGUUUGUUUGCACUGUUUCUGCACAAAUGCAGUUUUUAGUACAAAAUCUUCCCAUCGCCAGCUUUAAAUUUAGUUAGAACAUCUGGUCAGUGCAGAUUAGAGGUGAAUUUCCCCCUUGUUGUUUAGAAUUAUCGGCAGUUGCAGAGAGAUUUUAUGGAGGAUGAUCACGAGCGGCCAGUGUCGGUGACUGCUCUCUCUGUUCAGCUCUUCACUGUGCCUACUCUGGUGAGUAGUGGUUCCUUUUUUUAAACUGAUAGUUGGCACCCUUUGCCUUUUUUGCCUCCUUCUUUAUUAGAAUUAUGAGCGAUUGCAGAAUGAUUAUGUGAAAGAUGACCACGACAGAGAAUACUCAAUUGUUGACCUUUCGGUACAGAUAUUCACAGUGCCUUCACUUGUAAGUACUUAAAUGCUGACUGCAACUCUCUUUGCCCCAACUCCCGCUCAGAUCUAACAUUAAUAAUUUGUUAUUGUUUUAUACACAGGUAAUCGGUCUUGCAUAGUUUCAUGGAUAAAAUACAGAUCUCUACCCACAAGGAGAUUACAGCCCAAAAUAGGCAAUGGAGGAAAGAACAGAGGGGAGGGGAAAGAGAUUCCCUACUAGUUCUUCUGUGAUAGUAUUAGAUCACUCAUUUAUGUUAAAUUAAUAGCUAGAGAAUAAUAGUUUCAUAGAUGAAUUCCUGUCCCCAGAGGAUGCGUGCUUUAAGGAAUGGGCAAGACAAUAGGUUGGUGCUUUGGUGUACUUUUAAUUCAUACAAAUAUUUUCGGUUGAGAACUUCAGUGACAGGUAUGGCUGCAACAGUUUCUCCUUUUAGUAAUGUACCAAGCAAUUAGAAAUUUUAACAUAAUGAAUUAAUAUACAUGAAACAUGCUUGUGUUGGAGGCAUUUGGCAAUAAUAGGGAAUAUGAUCUGACACUCUUUGAGACACAUGUUAAUGUCCUUUUUAUAUUUCAACUCUGUAUCUCAAUCCAGUGAGGAAGUGGAAUUGAAUGAGGCAAAAUUAGUUGUGCAAAGAUCUCUGUAUACCUGUAGGGCUCCAGUGCUAGGCUUUUGAAAUUGGAUUAGGGUUACAGUGCCAUAGAAAUGACAUAAUUAUGGGUGUAGCUAUUUAAGGUGACUGCUUGAAAAUUUCCAGUGAAGAUUAUAAAGUGCUGAACAUAGUAUGAAGAAAAUGUACUCCUUUUAAUGAGAAAAGUACCAAAUUAUCGCUGUUAACUGAUUCAGAUAUGUUAGACUGAAUAAAUAUGGGUAAUGUUUUGAUGUAAGGUUAAAGUCAACAGUUUAUUUUGGCUCAGUUACUGAAACAUUUUUUUUCUUGGAAAAGAUCCUGUGUACAUCUUGGCUGAGAUGUAAAUAGAUUGUUAUAUUGCCCAAAUUGGGUACCUUUUUACAGAUCUGAUUAAAACCAAGUGAUGAAAAGCAGGUUAUAGAGAUUUAGAACAAAAAAUCAUGCCAAUUAGUACUUUUAUGACUCAUGAGCGAUAGACAAAGCCCUGUCAGUCAUUAAAAGUACAGUUCCUAGUUAUAGACAUGGAGUUGUAACUCUUUAUUUUAUCCUUCAAAGAUCAGAGGAUUAUUAGGUGAUCUCCCACCUAGUAACUGGCUUUCCUGCCCAGACUGCUUUUGCUACAGAAAUAGGACUACCUUAUAUACACAGAAAAACCAUACACCUGAGCCUUCUUCUGUUAGUUGAGUCUCUUAUCUCUGUCAUUAGCAGACAUGAUUGAAACAAACCUUUAAAUAUAUAUUUUGACAUAGGCUCGAAUGUUAAUAAUAGAAGAGAACCUCAUGACUACUAUCAUCUCAACAUUUAUGGACCACUUAAGACAUCGAGAUAUACAGGGCAGAUUUCAGUUCGAACGGUACACUGCGCUACAGGCUUUCAAAUUCAGACGAGUCCAAAGCCUGAUUCUGGAUUUAAAGUGAGUGUUUUAUACCUAAUCAGACAAAAAUAUUUUUACAUGUAUAGCCCAAAAUCAGAUUGAAAACUUAUUUCUGCUGUACUUCAGGUACGUGUUGAUUAGCAAACCAGUUGAGUGGUCUGAUGAUCUGAGGCAAAAAUUUCUAGAUGGUUUUGACGUCUUCUUGGAGUUACUGAAGUGUAUGCAGGUAGGUGAUUUCUUCUUUUUAAGGUACUUAUAUUUAUCAAGGAAUAACAAAUGAGAUGGUAUAGGUGACUCUUCAUAUUACUGUUAAAAUAUUGCUAGGCUUUUGAAAUCUAUUUUUUACAGUUGCCCCAAUUUCAGUAGAGCUAAAUAUUUCUACAGUUCCCUCUGUAGGCAGUCGCUAGGGAAGAUUUACUGAGUCUCAGUACUGACCCUACCCUGUUGCUUUGAUCCUUCUCUUCUAAAUGAUUUGGCUUUUUCCUAUUUCUGAAGGGCAUGGAUCCAAUAACCCGCCAAGUUGGGCAGCAUAUCGAAAUGGAACCAGAGUGGGAAGCAGCAUUCACGUUGCAGAUGAAAUUAACCCAUGUCAUCUCAAUGAUGCAGGACUGGUGUGCUUUAGAUGUAAGUUGCAUCUCCUUCAGAUGUGUUCAGAUUAAUCUGAAUGAAUAAAAUAGCUACAUUUUCUUAAGGUUCUCAUAUAUAAACAAACAACAUGGUGUGCAUCAGUGAAACCAAACUGCUUUAACAAUUGGGAUCGCCAACAUUGUGCAUGUUUUUCAGGUAAUUAUUAUUGGAAUAGACUAGAUUGUAGACUUCAUGUUGCAAAAGGAACUGAGGAUUGGACUAGUACUUUAUAUCUCAAGGGGUAGAAGGAAGGGGGAUAUAUAUAAACAUGAGAAGAAUUAUCUGUUGCCAUCUUGGUUUGAACCAUUUUUUUCCCUGUCCUUAAUCUAAAAAGGAGGACUGAUCAUAACAAUGCCCAUAAUUUUGCAGCUUCUCCUGUGAAUAAGAAAUGAUAAAAUACUUUGAAUCUAGUUGCCUUUCUCUUUGGUCAGGACUUCCCACGCUCCACCUGACAAGAUGAGGGCAUAGGUGGCAAAUACCCAUAUCUUGCAGAUAGUUCCCCUUUUUGGGCUCAGAGCCCAGCACUUCAAGGAUAACAUCAAAGCGAGCCAAUUAGCUUAUAUCAAAGCAAGUGAAAAUAAACGCAUAUGAUCUCAUUGCUACAACCACUACCAAUUAAUUGUGGGGUUAUCCUGACUACCAAGAUGGCGUCUGCAGAGCUUCUGGAACAGUUCGCCUUUGGUUCAACACAAUUACUUUUUUUUUAAGUGCACUGAGUAUUGGUGUAAAGAUGCAUGCUAAUGAAAGCUUUAAUUUUAAGAUCUAUUUAGGACCUUUCUUUUCUCACUCUUUAGACUGAAGAUUCUCUGAGUGGCUAAUAAUAGUUUAAACACCGAAUAACUGAACUGUAACAACAGAAAUAAACAGAGCGGCUGAAGUAUCUCAGAACCAAGCCAUACAAUUUUCAAAGCAUAAAAAUUGAAAUGGCCUGGGGGAAUAAAAAAGGGAGCAUUCCAAAGUUAGGUUACCACAACUGAAAGGAUUCUGUCUCGGGUUGCCACCUUCCUUCCUUAGCUCCUGUGGGUGGGGAACAUGAAGAAGGGCUUCUGAGGAGGAUCUUAAUAUCAAUUGCCCUAGUCCAAAACCAUUUAGGGUUUUAGAUUGGUGGUAUGGAAAGGAAAAUUGAUAAAAUACAAGAUUCCCUUCUGCAAGCAAAACGCCUCUUUCACAUGUGGAAAGGCUUCUUUUAAACUUAGUGGAAGAGCAUUUUAUGCACGAAAUGAACUGAAAUACACAGAUGUUUUUCUGCUUGCAACGGUUUACACAAUACCCCAUGUUUGAAAUGUAGUUCCAUAAUCCCUUUGCUUACUAUUACACAGCUCCAGAUACCUUUUCAUGUAACAUCUUCACAGAAUUAUUCUGAGUAAACUCAUUCCACACAUCAUACUCUUUUGUAUUCAACCAAAUAAGCUGGGGCUAGGUUUUAUCUUGGUACAUCCUUAACGUGUAUAUUUUAAUAAUAAAUAGUGCUGUAACUUUAUGUAGAUGAGCCGUGUUUUCUUUGAAUAGAUUCAAUCUUUUUUAUAGGAGAAAGUGCUUAUUGAAGCAUAUAAGAAAAGUUUGACCACAUUGAUGCAAUGCCACAGCGGUUUUACUGAUGGAGAGCAACCGAUUGACCUCAACAUGUGUGGACACUCAGUUGAGACUAUCAGAUACUGUGUUUCUCAGGAAAAAGUUAGCAUUCAUCUCCCUGUUUCUCGUUUACUUGCAGGUAAGGACUACAUAUUUGGUUGGUUUUGUGCUGGAUUGUUUUAAAGCAGUUUAUACAAGCGCACUUGAAGAUUAGAUAUUUUCCUAAACUCUCCCCUUUCAUAAGAACUUGCAUGAAAGUGGCCUCCCAGUUUUUCUCACAGGCCCAUAUAAGUUCAGCACAAACAGUUGUGCCUGGUGAGCAUUUAAGGUCCCCAACCCUAAUUUGCGGGUUGCCAUCUGAUUGGAUUUUAUUCUGAUCCUGAUCUGAUUUGAGGAUGUAUUUUAAUUGAUUGUCUGAUUUUAUGUUAAUGUGUUAUACAUUUGAUGUUAGCCGCUCUGAGCCCGGCUUUGGCUGGGGAGGGCGGGAUAUAAAUAAAAUUUUUUAUUAUUAUUAUUAUUAUUAUUAUUAUUAUUUUAUUAUUAUUUGUUUGCUGACUCCUGUCAUCAUGAUUUCUCCAUAGUCAUAUGAACUCUAGACCCCUUCUUUAUUUAUUUUUUUAUAUGCACUACAAGAUUAUGAUAUAAACCUGCAAUCUGCAUGAAACAACUUCAUGAUUGUAGAUAUUGCCAAACUCUACUAUCACUAAUAUCUGCACAAGGUUACUUUUCAUUUGGUGCAUAUUAUCUUCAGAAAUGAACCAGCUCGUGACAAAUAAGUUAACUUGUAUUAUACCAUUGGAUUUGUUUGUUUGUUUCAUUAAUUAACAGGACUUGUAUACUGCUCAACCAUCAAAGCCUUUAACCAGUUUAUAUAAAAUAUAGAUUAAAGAUACUGAUAAAACCAGAUAUUAAAUAUAAACUGACCUAAAAAAAUCAAUAAUAUAAAUAAAGUAUGACACACAUAUACAGUUACAUAUUAAAAGACAUGUCAAAUGUACAAAUGUCAAAAGUUUUUAGCACAAGGUUGCCAUUCAUCUGGAAUUUCCCAGACAUAGCUGGAAUAUGGCAAUUGGAAGCAGUGUCCGGGCGGAAAUUGCUGAAAAGCCCUGGGAAAUCCAGACGUAUUGCAGCCCAUGUCGGAAGUCUAGAUUUUGGCGAAUUUCCUUAAAAAUAGCUCAAAAACAUCAUUUUUGUCCGGAUUUCCACUUUUUGAAAUAUGGCAACCGUAUUUUAGCAGGCAGCAAAAACAGAACCGUGAAGUUGCCUGCCCUAUAUCAAUGGGCAGGGGGCUCCAGAAUGUCGGUUCUGCCACACUGAGAUUGAUUUCUUUCAUGUGUGGAAUAAACAUUAUAUGACACAUCUAAGAGGCUGUUAAGUUUAUGCCCCAACAGGUUCCAUUGGUCUCCAAAGGUGGGCAAUCCAAAUGGGCUCACUAACAAUAGCCUGACAAUGACAAGGGGUUACCCCCGCAUUAAAUAUUAUUAUCUGAAGUAUAGCACAAAGACUUCCAUUUGAGCAACAGUGCUUUCCCUCUCCCCCUUUUGGCUCUGUGGGGCUUUCAAGACCCUCCAGAACAACUUGUGGUAGGACGAGGGUGGGGUGACCACUCCAGAGCAUGACUUUGAAGUCCUAGAUGUCAGAGUUAGAAACUGCAUUUCCUAGUAAAGCUCUAGUUCUUUUCAGCUUUGUUUGACAACCUCAGUAGGUCCCAGAGUGGCAAAAAUUGCAAAAAUAUUCUUCCUUUUUUUGUCUUUUGUCAAUAUAGGUUUGCAUGUGCUUCUGAGCAAAAGUGAAGUGGCAUACAAAUUUCCAGAACAGCUUCCAAUGGUGAGUGAUAUUUAGAUAAAUGUAUCUCUAAGGUUCAGAUUUUAAAAAUAAAUAAAAUUGCUUUGAGUGCAAAAAAGAACUGUUGCUGGUAAUGGUGAAGAAAUGGAGCAGUGUUUGAGAAAAGUUGCUUUAGCUGUUGGUUAAAUACUUACUUCCAGAACCACAACUGCCAGAAUGCCUUUGGAGUAGCCUAGCAUUCAGUGCACUGGUGGAGGGUUAUAUGGAGAUCAGAAUUGUUAUUUGGGAGACUGGAGUGAUCUACAGCAAACGGUAGGUAAGGCCUGGUGAAACAAGAUAGUGUUAAAGCAUGUUUUGUGCCUUAAAUCUGGUUAAGAUCCCAAGGAUACAGUGAAUAUGUGGUGCUGAGUUCCGCCUCUGGAGCAGUUUAUAGCGUGGUAUCAGUGAGUGAUACUCUCCAGAGAGCUGGAGGGGAUGACUAUUGACUGUUCUUGCACAUAACGCAAAACCAGGGGUAGUCAACAUGGUUCCUUCCUGGUGUUGCUGAACUCCUCUUCCUGUCAACUCUCAUCCUUGACCCAUAUUAGCUGUUGUUGAUGGAAGUUGUAGUUCAACAGCAUGUGGAGGCCCACAGGUUUAGUGCUAUAUGCCUGAGCUGGUAUAAGCUCAAGCAAGGCUUGUACUCUCACACUCCCGCUUCCAUUUGCAUGACUGGGAGGAUAAAUUCUGCAGCGUUCAGUUUCUUCUAAGCUCUGCUUGUGAUUGUGUGUGACCCAGAGAUUGCAGUUCAUAACAAACUUUGAAUUUUGCUUGUUGGGAAAAUAAUUGAGAAAAUAAUUUGUCAUAAUCUCUGGUUCACUUGAAAUGACAAGCCAUCCCUUCAUUGCGGGGGGGGGGGGGGGAAGGUUGCACCAGAUGAGCCUUGGGGUCCCUUCCAACUCUUCAAUUCUGUGAUUCUAAGAUUAGGGAGAAAUGAAGCUAAAUGCUGCAAAUUGUACAAACUGUACAAACAUUGUACAAACUGGUUCAGAACACCUGCAGGUUUUUUUUUCAAGAGGUAGAAUGGGCUUUCUUUCUAUUUAUAAAUAUAUUUCAGGGCCCUCACCAAACGUGAUGAAUGUCUAAAGCUUUUUCUCUUUUGUUAUAUUCACUUAAUGCAGAGUGAACUUAGUCCACCUAUGCUAAUAGAACAUCCCCUGCGAUGUCUCGUUCUAUGUGCUCAAGUACAUGCUGGGAUGUGGAGGAGGAAUGGGUUCUCACUUGUUAACCAAGUAAGUAUCGAACAUUUAUUUGCCCCUCUUUCUGUAUAUAUCUGAGAGUCACGGGGCAAUUUGAGAUACUAUUGCAUAAGGAGUUAAGUGUCCUAGAUCAGUAGCUCACAGCAUAGCUGUGUGUUAUUCUUCCUAGAGAGAUAAAGACAUUGGGGCAGGGAACUGUGUGCUCCCAUUUUUUUCCUGGGUCUUCAAAUAUUUCUGUAUGGCUGCUAAAUAUGUUUACCAAGAAGCAAGUCAAUCUGAACUCGUGAUUUCUUGUUCCACCCUGUAUGUACAGUGAACAAGAAAGUUAAAGUUUUAUGUUCCUGUAAACUGUCAUGCAAGAUCUGUUUAUGUAUAUAAACAUUGUAAAUAGAUAUAAUCAUUUUUCAUCCUAAGGGUUUUUUUUUAAAAAAUAGUAGUAAAAUACUAAAUAAGCUUCAGGCAACUUAUGCUAGACCCACAAGUUCCUGAUCAGCAAGUUGGGAAUGCAGCAGGCAUUAGCAUGCCCAGACAUGGUUUCUGGUAUCUGCGCGUUCACAGACGCAAUUUCCGGCGCUGCUCAGCGAGUUGCUUCAUUCCACCAGUUUAGCGCAGCAUGCGGGGGACUUGCCAAGUAGGCGGCUCGGUUCAGGGGCAGCUUGUGGGCUGGUAAAACGGUCUUUGUGGGCCGCAUCCAGCCCAUGGGCCGCACAUUGCCGACCCCUGCUUUCAACCAUGGCUUGUAUGUAAUUACAAGAUGAGAUUUAUGAAAAUCGGAGGUAAACCCAGCAGAAGUUCUUCUCCCAGCUGUGUGGCAGAAGGAGAGGGGAGGUUGGGGUGAGCAUGAAAGGCUUUAUUCAGGUUCAUUCUGGUUAUGCAAACCUCUUUCUGAUCUGUAUCUUGUAUUUCAUAUGAAUUACCUAUUCAAUUAUGAAAAACUUAUCUUUGCUCCUCCACAGAUAUACUACUAUCAUAAUGUGAAAUGCAGAAGAGAGAUGUUUGACAAAGAUAUAGUAAUGCUUCAGGUAACAUUAAUGUCAUUUUGAUGUAUGUGUGCUCUUUCCUAUUGCCUGAAUAUGGUUGUUUAAAGGACCCUGAGAUGUCACUACUCUGAUUGCUUUCUUUAGAAAGGUGGUUUCUUAGGAUGCUUUCUCACAUUUUUGUAUUUGUUUUGAGAUGUUUAGAAAAUAAUUUAUUAUUUAGGUUCUGUUUAGGUGGCUGAAGAAUCCCCAGUAUCAUAGUGUUUUAUGCCUAGAUGCAUAUUUUGCUUCUCUACUUGGUUUCAAACUCGGCGUGUCCUGAACUUGAGGCAUGAUGCUUCAGUAACAAUCCUCACAUACCUGUAUGUAAGAGGUGUAUGGUUUUCUGUGACUUGUCCUCUUGCAUGCACCUACAUCUAAAAUCCAUGUGCACACUUUGGAGAAGUCUCUAAUUGUAUUUUCAGCUAAGGGAGCUGCCAUGUUUGGGUUAUGAACGUGUUGUAUAUGAAAAAAUUAUAAACAGAACCAGUAAUAAGUGAAACUACAAAAUUUUGAAAAGGCAUCUGUCAAUGUUGCUACUUAUUCUUAAAAUGGACAAAAAUUAAAAGGGCUGUUUUGUUAAGUCCUGUGUUGCUUCCUAGGCAAAGUCUAAGGAAGAUUUGCGUUCAUAAAUUAAGGAAUAUUUCCAGCAUUGCAUAGUUUGUCACACUAUAGUAUCCAUGUUUCCAAAACAAGCAUGGAAAGCUUAUUUUUAAAAGGCAGGAACAUUUCUUAUUUUCACCUAGUCAGUGUAAUAAAUACAUUUAAAAUUUCAUUAGACAGGUGCAUCCAUGAUGGAUCCAAAUCACUUCCUGAUGAUAAUGCUGAGUCGCUUUGAACUUUAUCAGAUAUUUAGUACUCCGGAUUAUGGCAAAAGAUUCAGUUCUGAAAACUCCAAUAAGGUAAGCUAUGAGCUGUUGAAAGUUAUGCAUCUUUUUUAAAAAAAAAAAUGCAGCAAAUGGAUUACUGUACAUUAGACUUAUUUUAUAAUAAGAAAUCUAUAGCAUCUUUGUAAAAGUUUUCCGCAUACAAUGACUGCAUUCACACGUAAUGCUAUACUGUGGUUUGUUAAACAAACCACAAGUUCUGCCAUAGACAAGCAAACCAGCUGUGACUGGUUUCUCCAAAGCUUGGUUUGUUUUCCAUUUCUUCUUGCCUCGUGCUUCUAUAGCUUGACACAUGCCUGGAGUGGUAAUACCAAGCAAAGUUUGGUUAAGCAAGACUGUUCCAUUCAGACUUAGAGUCAAACCAUAGUUCGUAUGGUUUUGUGUCAUGCUUGCCAGAAAAUGAACCAUGGUUAGUCUGCUGGGCUGGGUUUGGAUGUUCAGACGAACUAUACUUUGCCUAUACAGUCACGGCUGAAUGUUCUGUAUAAACCAGGCUACUGAAUAUAUUUUUCCUUUUCUUUCAGGAUGUGGUUCAACAAAAUAAUACACUUAUUGAAGAAAUGUUGUACCUAAUUAUAAUUAUUGUUGGUAAGUUUCUAGUCUAUUUCAGUUUAUGUGUUAUGAAUUGAAAGGAUUUGGAAACCAGGAGUGUGCACUGACCCCAAAAUAAUGGUUUGGAUCCCAAUUCAGCACUUCAGAAAUCAGUUUGCCUUAACCUGAAGCAAUUUGUAGCUGGCCAAUUCAGCUAAGUUCCACCUGAGACCUGCUCCAUUCCUCUGCUGUUCACUAGUGGGAAAUGAAGAAAUGGCUUUCACUUCUUUCUUUUUGACAGAACUAGGUGAAAUUUACAGGCACCCUCCAGAGAAUAUGAUACCCAGUGAAUUACAGAAAAUAGGUUUAGGAGCUUUCAUGUUGGGUACUAUAAAAAAAAUAUAUUAUGAAAAUGUCUUAACUGUUAUUGGGUGGAAUUGAAUGAAAUUUGUAGGCACGUCACCCAUUUAGAAGACAAAUAUUGUGCCAAACUUCUGAAGCUCAGCUGAAGAAGUUUACUUGCAGGGUAGCCAUUGCAGUUUUAGGGUAUGCAAAAAACCCCACACCCCUAACUUAACCUUCCCUAGUGGUUUGUGGGCAAUUGCUCUAAAAAUUGAAGACCCAGGGAAGUGUCCUUUGGUAAGAUGAAUGUCGAAUUGGAGACAACUAGGACCAAGGACUUCUGUGCUAGGCAUCUUUUUAAAAGUUAUUUGGCAAUGGGAAGAACUAAAAGGGAUUUGCUUUCUGGGUAAAUAAUUCCUUCUGAUUAUAAGCCUGACCUGUCAGUCACUAUGGAGCACUGCCUUGGUGUUCUUUACCACUCUGGUGUUUGAUCUCUCAUCAGCCCACCCUGUCAGUAUGGUAAGCUUAGAUACAUUGCUUUUAAUUUCAGCAAGCCCUUGUCUGCAGCAUUUUUCUUCUGUGCAUAAUCUGCAUAGUGGCUUAAUGUAUCUUUAUCUAGCCAGGCAGAAAACAUAAUAUAUGAAUGGUUAAUAAAAGGAAUUGACCCCUGUUUGCUGUAAUUAUGGAUUUAUUUUGCAGGAGAGAGAUUUAUCCCUGGUGUUGGACAAGUCACUGCUACAGAUGAAAUCAAGAGGGAGAUCAUCCAUCAACUGAGCAUCAGACCCAUGGCACACAGUGAAUUAGUAAAAGCAUUGCCUGAAGAUGUGAGAAUCACUAAAAAUACAUUCAAUGCAGUGGAUGAAAGAACUUUUGGAAUUGUGAUUGGCUUCUGUGGAGAUGGGAGGAGAGGUUCAGUUUUCAUGGCAGGCGUAGAGAAAAUUGUUCUUAUGGGACACAAUGUCUUUCCAGCCAAUAGGCAUUUGUGUUCUUCUUUAACUCUUUCCUACAAUUUAAUGCUGCCUAGAAAUCUGUCAAUACCGUAUGUUAAACUUUCUUAGCAACUUGAAAUCAUUUUGCUGCCAUUGGGAGUGCAGUCGUGGUGAGAAAGCUUGCAAUGCCAUGAGGGGAAAAUGGAUGUUUGGUGAGGGGUGUGUGCAACAACAUGGAUAGAGCUAGUCGUCAAAUUGUUUUGUAUCUGCAUUGCUGCAUCCUAACAGGGUAAUAGCGGUGAGCUAUGGCCGCUGUGGAAGGUCAAACAACAGGAAAGUGGGCAACCAAAGCAGAAAUUGUGGUAUCCCACCACAUUUGCAAGUUAGGAUAGAGAGCAUGAUUCUGAGAUAGGACCAAAGUAUCCUUUCAGAUUGAUAAAUUUUGAUGAUGAUUAUAGAUAUACCAGUGUUCUAGUGGAAAUAUUUGGGAAGUAGUUGCUAGUCAUAGGCAUAUCCAGUGAUUUUCUGUUCCUUUUUUAAAUUAUUCAGGAGAACAAGGAGACUGGGAUGGAAAGUGUGAUCGAAGCAGUUGCCUGUUUCAAGUAAUGUCCUUUCUGCAAUCGUCUUUCUAAAUGUGUAAAAUAACAACAAAGCAUAGCCUUCUUGUUUGUUUUUUCAGUUUCUUCAUAAUGAGUUACCAGGAUGGGUUACACAAUUUACAAAUACAUCACCAUGCAACAGAUUGCUUAAGGCUAUUCUUAACUGCAUUCAUAAGACAGUAAAUGUUUUGAAUGAACUGUUCGCAACAUACAUAAUCACUGGCAAAUCUGACAAGGUGUAUAGGAACACUGUUUGCCAAAAGUAGUUGUUGACAAACAAACCCUUCUUUUUAAAAAAAAAAAAAUGUAUAUACAAAUUUGUGAAAGAAGGGUGACUUCCAACAUAGCCACAGAUACUAUCUGCUCCCACCUCAGGGUUUCUUGUUCUGGCAGGUUGGGGUUUCCCUUGAACAUAUUUUGGGGGUGAAUGAGGGCUGGGGAAGGGAGAGGAGAAACCAACAGCGGAAGCAGAUUUUAAUUAUACAAGCAAGUGGGCAUCACUGGAUUUUGCUAAAAAAAAAUUACAUACAAAAAAAACUUCAAAAGGGUGUGCCAUGUUAGCCUUUUGCAGCAAAAAUUAAAAGCUAACCAAUUAAUUAUGGUCUAAACUUUUGUGGAUUAAAAUCCAUGUCAUCAGAUGCACUAUUCUUCUGAUGAAGUGGACCUCUAAUCCUCAAAGGUUUUUGCCAUAAUAAGUUUGUUCAUUUUUAAGAUGCUACAGGACUCUUUGUUAUAUAGAAGGAAAUAAAAAGCAAGAAGGAAGGAAGAAGUACUGUAAAGGGAAACAAUAGCUAUCUCUGGUACACACCUACCAGAAAGAAACUGUAUAUGAAUCCCUUAAGAGAGUACUACUGGUGCUUCUAGUGCAGUAGUUAAAAGGAUAAAACAAGGCCUGAAUAGGCUAGUAUCCCUCGUUCUUGAGUUUUCAAAGGGCUUGCUAUUUCAUGUACAUGGAACCUUUUUAGAAGCAAUGUUCAGUUAUUGAGGUGUGAAUUCUAAGUGUUCUGUUUGUGUUUUAGGAAACCAGGACUAACAGGCAGAGGAUUGUAUGAGCUGAAACCAGAAUGUGCUAAAUACUUCAAUUUAUAUUUCUAUCAUUUUUCAAGGGCAGAGCAAUCCAAGGUAACAAUGAAAUAUAAAUAAAUUGUAAAUAAAUAAAUAAAUAUAAAUAAAUAUAAAUUAAAUUCCAAAAGAUAAGUUUACAGCAAUAAAUCAAACUUAAUGAAAUUCCUAACUUGUAACACUGACUGGAAGAUCUCGUUUUCAGAACUAGAGAUCUUCUGUCAAAGGUUUGAAUGGGCUGCUCAAAUCAAUAUGCAGAGUUCAGCUUUGUUGCCUGCUUAAGUCCCUGGCCUCAAGCCUUUGAAGGGUCCUCAUUUGUCUACCCAUUACUUGCCAUCAGCACACAAGUUCCUUUGCCUAUGUGAUGCUUUUGCCCAGUCUUCCUUUGUUUUUCUUAUUGCCCCUUCCAUCCCAUUUCCUUCAGACUUCUGCAUUUAACUGGAAAAGGGAAUUGAAAAUAUAAAGGUGUGGGUUGGAAAACCUAUCCCAUACAAGCACUUUUGGAUUCCUGUUGAUCCAUCUGAUAUGACCAAAUAAUCUGAUAUUGUUUGAUCUGCCAGUGGCUUGGCAUUGAGUUUUUGCUGAACCACAUUUCUGUUACCAGGAAAACAUUGAAAGUAAUACUGGGAAAUAUAAAAAAAUAAAGCUUCUUGCAUUACCUAACGCUACUUCUUGGAAUUCAUGCCGGGCAGCAAAAUAUAAAAACCCAGAUGUAAACAGGCAUUGAGUUUUGGCUGAAUCACAUUUCUGUUUCCAGGAAAACCUUGAAAGUAAUACUGGGAAAUAUCAAAAGAUAAAGCUUCUUGCAUUACCUAUCACUACUUCUUGGAAUUCAUGCCGGGCAACAAAAUGUAAAAACCGGCCUGUACAAAAAUAAACAAAACUGCUAACAAAUCAGUCUUUUAUAACAAUGAAGCCUGAGUCAGAGCUGCAGGAUUAUUGUAGCACUCAAUGUAAUGCAGAAAAAUAGAAGAGGAAAGUAAAUGGCAGUGUCUGUUAAUUUUGCAGAAAUAAUAUUGUUGCCUUUAGCAUUUGGAAAAUUUAAAAUAUACAUAAUUCUUUUUUUUUAAUAAGGCGGAGGAAGCCCAAAGGAAAAUAAGGCGACAAAACCGGGAAGAUACAGGUACCUGUCUUGCUAGUGUAUGAGGGUAUCCUCAGUUGUCUCUGCUUUUUAAAAUGUCAUCAAAAAUGAAGUUGGCGCUGAGCUUAAUUCAAGAUAUAAGAAAUUUGCAACAAUGUACAUUCUUGAAAAAAAAAGUUUGAAAUUUUCUUCCUGCUUGUAAUGGAUUAUAGAAAAUGAAGGCUAUGGAAAGACUUCCCUUGAGAUUUGCAAAAACAAAUACUGCACAUCAGAAUGGUGUGGCUGCUCCUUCAUACUUGGAUCCUUUGCUGUCCAGUAUUGUUUGGAUAGUUGAAAUCCUACGAAGUUUGGGAUAGUUUGGAUAGUUGAAAUCCCAUGGAGAGGUGACAUGGAAGCAUUGCAUAUGAUCUGUGCCACAUGAUUUCAUUCAUCGGCAGUUCUUAGGAACAGCUUAGGAUCCGGAUAUGGGAGAAUGACAACAGAACUGCUUUGAUUCUCUAAGAUCAGGAAAUAGGUUGCAGUCUUAUACCCACUUACCUGAUAGUAAACCCCACUAAACUCAGUGAGUAGAUGGGCUUGAAAGAACAAAAACUUGGGCUUGAAAGAACAAAAACUCCCGAUGUCGUUUUGUCAUCUUGAAAGGCUCCAUGACAUAUUCUUAAAUAUUUCAUGCACAUUUCAAAGUUUGCUGCAGCAGGGCUAUACAAUAUUUCAUUCAUUUAUUUCUAUUUCAGCUCUCCCACCUCCUGUUCUACCUCCAUUCUGCCCUCUGUUUGAAAGCCUGAUCAAUAUUCUGCAGUGUGACGUCAUGUUGUGCAUUAUGAGGACGAUACUGCAAUGGGCAGUAGAGCAUAAUGGCUAUGCCUGGUCGGAGUCCAUGCUUCAAAGGGUGUGUUUCAUCUUUAAACUCCAGCUGUUAUUAAUUCACUUAUAAAUAUUAGCAAAUUGUAUAGAAAGCUUUUUCCAGAAAUACAAACUCUAAGCAUGUUAAUUUUUUGCUUAGGUUCUGCACUUGACUGGAAUGGCCCUUCAAGAAGAAAAACAACACAUUGAGAAUGCUGAUGAAGAUAAUGUAAUAACAUUUACUUUCAGUCAGAAGAUCUCAAGUAGGUUGAUAGUUGUAUAGGCAUUGCAAACUUUGAUUUUUCCCGUAGUACCUCCGUUUAUGCUCUUCUAAAAUACUUGCAUCUGAAAAGCUAUUUAUUAAACAUAAUACUGGAACUAACUUCAAUGUUGCAUUUCUUUAUGAAAAUGCAUACUUACUAUUUCACUAGUACAAAAGUGAACAAGAAUAAUAUGUCUGUUUUUUCAUGUGUUGUGACAGAAGCAUUGCUGUGUUUGUAUGCAACAAUAAGCCAGAUUUUCUGGCUUAUCAUGGUUUUCUGUACAUAAACAGUGGGCUCCUGUGGGCUGCCCAAUUGCUUCACUUGUCCCCUGAUGUGAACAAGGUAAACAAACCAGGGUUUUCCAUUUCAUCCAAACUGGGAUGUAAUGCUGUUCCCUAACAAGCGACCAGACAACCUUGAAUCAUGGUUUGUUGGCCUGCUGAUUGUAGUUUGCUUGUUGUUGUUGUUGUUUAGUCGUUUAGUCAUGUCCGACUCUUCGUGACCCCAUGGACCAGAGCACGCCAGGGAGUUUGUAGUUUGUAGUUUGCUAGGGAACAACAAACCAAUAUUUCCUCUGGCAUAAUGGGAAGCCAAGGCUUCCAGGUUUGUUUAUCUUGCUCUUAUAGGAAGAAAUGAAGCAGCAAUGAUCAGGCCACAGGCACCAACAAGCCACUCAUUGACAGCAAACCACAAUAUUAUGCAAAUAGGGCCCUUAUGUUUAUUACCAUCCUUCAUUUGCCAUUCUGCCAGUUUGACAUCAAAGGCAACUUGCAGGUACCAGACCUGUAAAACUAAAACACAAGAAUAAAAUUAUACAAAGCACAGCAUCUAAUUGUAUACAGUGGUACCUUGGUUUACGAACCUAAUCCAUUCCGGAAGUUCAUUCUUACACCAGAACCAUUCUUAAACCGAGGUGUGCUUUCUGUAAUGCAGCCUCCCGCCGCCGGUGCCCUUCCACCGUUCGGAUACCGUUCUUAGACCAAGGUAAAGUUCUCAAACCAAGACACACUCUGGUUUUGUGGAGUUUGUAAACCAAAUCGUUCUUAAUCUGGACUGUUCUUAAACCGAGGUACCACUGUAUAUGAAUUCUUAUUUCCUUUUGGGUAAAAUUUAGUGUAAUGUGAGCAGAAAAUCUGUUUUGGAGGGAUCCCUAUCCUUCCAGAGCAAAUUUUGAGGGCACAUGGGAGGCGAGGGAAGGUGAAGUCCCAUUGUGUAAGAGGAAAUCCAUUCUGCUCACAGAUGGACAAAUUUGGAUACACCCCUUUGUCUUUAUGCCCAAGGUGUGCUUUACACACUGUUGGUUUUUAAUAAGGAAAGCUAUUUUUUGUAUGCUUCUGAUAAAUAUGGCACUAUAUUUGACUCAGGCACAUAAAUCAGGGAACAGAUUGUCUGUGGCUCCCUGUGUAAAAUGUACAUUUGCCUCUGUGUAAUGUUUGAAAUGGUCUUCAGUUCCUCUGCUCUAAUAAUAAUUUAAACUAUUGAUAAAUUUUGCAAUUCAGUGGGGGGGAAGUUUGAAUGAAGGGGAAAUGCACCACUUUCCUGGGAUAGGAUUUAAAAACAACAUGUAUCCUGUAAGUAAAUACAGUUCUGCUAUACUGAAUUUAAGCUAACACAAUGAAGUCAAACAAAUAGAGCAAAUGUGUAUAGUAAGUUGUUGUUGUUUCCUCUUACCCUUGUUUGAAACAGGGCCUGGUGAGACACCCCGCAAUUCCCCAAGUAUAUUAGCAAUGCUAGAAACUUUGCAAAAUGCACCGCACCUGGAAGUCCACAAGGAUAUGAUCAGAUGGAUACUAAAGGUAAAUUGUGCUCCAUUUUUUCUACAUUUUUAACAGAGGAAUGUUACAAUAUUUAAAUAGCAAACAAUAUAAACUUCCUUGUUCCAGACUUUUAAUGCUGUUAAGAAGCUCAGAGAGAGAUCUUCUGCAAGUCCUGUAUCGGAGACAGAAGGAAAUAUUAUGGAAGAGGUAAAAAUAAAACCAUUGAGUACUUAACCUAGUAUUUACCAUUCAUUAAAUACACUUAUAUCUCAAUGGGCAGAUUUAGGGGAAUUUGUAGUGGGGGGAGGAGUUUAUGUUACCCUUGUUGAUGGGGAACCUGUGCGCUAAGGGCCUAAAUCGGCAGUGGUAGUCAGUGGGGCAACUGUUGCCUAGCAGAAGGGAAAGAGGGAGGGAAAGGUCAGCUUGGUGUAUAUGCACCAGUGGAGCCAUUCCGAUGCUCCUGGUGCAUUAGCACCGCACCAACCUUGCCACUGCGUCGCCCCUACACCUCCUGAUAAGCAGAAGCAACACAGGCAACGGAGUCAGAUGAUCACCACCACCCUGGCAACUGUAACUGCUAGUUAGGCCAGGCACAGAUACAUAUUUGGCUCAUGAGGCCAUUUCUCUUAAACCACAUCCACGUAUCCCACAGCUGGCAUAAUAUUUGACGUCAGGUGUGGGGCAAGUACAGAAAAUUUGGCUUAUUUUGCGCGGGGUUUUUUUUUAAUGUCAAGACACUCGUAAAUUGUGGAAUCCGUUCAUAAACGAAGAUCAGUUAAAAUCUGCUGUGUUUGUUAACGUAACAACUUUGUAGAGCACACGAGAUAAAGAAAAGGCCGAGAGAAAGAGAAAAGCCGAGAUUGCCAGGCUGCGCAGAGAGAAGAUCAUGGCACAGAUGUCUGAGAUGCAGCGACACUUCAUUGAUGAGAACAAAGAGCUCUUCCAGCAGACUAUGGAUGAACUUGAAACUUCUACCUCCAGAGUGCAUGAUAAUAGGUAAGAUGAAAGGGACAAGCAGUGUAGUAGACUCUUCACUUUGUCAUUGUGCAACGGCAUUUUCACUCCAGCCGGUGUUUAUAAUUUCUUAAGCUUGGAUCCUAAGAGUGUCAUGUGCAAACAGAAGAGUUUCCAAUCCAGUGGAGGAUGCUGCUGGAAGAAGGACAGGAGAGGAGGGAGCCCUUAAACAUCCACAAUGACAUCUACUAAAAUAAUAUGGGAUGUGCUUGUGUAUGUUUUGUGCUUUGAAUUCUGGCACAUCUAAACACUUUCAAGAGUGCUGCUUUUAACUGUGACACUAUGGAGAGCUCCUUAGAUUUAUUUAUUUUUUAAAAAAGUAGGACUCUUCUGAAAGUUUUCUUAAGGCAUAAGCUGCAUCAUAUCCAAAUUAAAAUGUUUGCAUUGGCAGCUGCAUACGAUGAACUGAACUAUUGCCUUAGUUUGGAAAACAUUCCAGUGAAAUACUUACUAAUAUCAUUUGAUUCUAGUCCUUCAGUUUCAGAUACCAAGCUUACAGCUUUGGGUCCUGAGCAAACUAAAGUGACUGCACAGAGGCAAGUUGUUACCUGUAUCUUAUGCCAAGAGGAACAGGAGGUUAAGGUGGAUAACAGAGCCAUGGUGCUGGCAGCAUUUGUUCAAAGAUCGACAGUCUUGUCUAAAAACAGAAGUAAAGUGAUUCCAGAUCCUGGUAAGUAGAGGCAACAUUGUGAUACUGGAUAUCCAUCUUUGUCAUUGUAUGUGAUUUCGGUAGGUCUCCUAGAUUUGAAUAAUAACUACAAAGAUUCUGUUCAACGUAUGUAUUUAUAUACUGUAGUUUUAAUUCUAUUAAUGUUUAAUCGUUUUUAAUGGAUGUUUUUUCUAUGCUUUUGGUGAUUCUUGCUUUUAUCUGUAAGCCACCUUGAGCCACAUCAGGGGAAAAGACCGUGUGUAAAUAAAUGUAUCAUCAUCAUCAUCAUCAAAUAUUUAAAAUCACCCUGGUUCUAGCUUAAUGCAGAGGCCUUGGGCCACCAGGAUUUUCCCAGUGGCUGAGUCUAGUGCAUGUGUAUUAGCCAUGAGCUACGUGGGAAAUAAAUUUUAAAUAAUUAUUUGAUUUAGGAUGUUAAUUCCUUAAUAAUGUAAAGGUAUUUUCAAAAUCGAUGUGAGUAAAAUUUGCAGUUUUUCAUUCUAAUGUUUUUCUUAAAAUGUCUUUACAUGCAGAAAGAUAUGAUCCAUUGUUCAUGCACCCGGACCUGUCAUGUGGAACAUACACUGGUAGCUGUGGACACAUUAUGCAUGCCCACUGCUGGCAAAGGUAACUUUCAUUUUAAAAGUUUAAGAGAUGUCAGUUUAGCGCAGUUUUCCUCUGUGGUCUGAUGCACUUGGCUAAGUAUUCAUGUACAGCCACUCAAGUAAUUCAUGAUGUCCCUGCCUGAGAAGUUGAUCUCCCUUUUGAUCAUCUUUGAGUCCAUGGUUGCAUGUUACAGGCCUCAUAAUGUUUUGGCUCUACGUAUAGUGCAUAUCUGCAGACUGAUCAGAAGGUCAGGUGAAGAUUAGGGUCACUUUGGGCAGCAGACUGUCUACCUGUUAAUGGGGCAGAGAAGAAUUUUGAGACAGUGGUUUUAUUUUGUAACAAAUCUCUAACAGGAACAAAGCUUAGGAGCAAGAAUUGGAUGAAGGGAAGAAAAGGAAAUUGACUGACCAAUCCGAGAGCAAAUAAAAGCAUUUUACCUAUAACCACCCCUACACCAGAAGAAUGUUUAAAUUUUCUUCGUACAAAAAAGUUUCUGUAGUCAACUCCAUUUUGUCUCUAUAUAUUUUAACAUUUUGAAGACAAAUGUAAAGUAUGUCUGAGAGAACACUACAUCUUUAAAAAAAAUGCUGCAACUUCACUGUUCAUUAGCCCGAAAUAAAUUGAGUUGCUUGCAUAAGAAAAAUUAAAUUAGGUAAAGAACAUUUGCACUCCGUGUCUCACUAUUUCCUUUAUUCCUCUAACCCUGGUGAAAGGAAACUCAUGUGUUUUAUCAUCAUUCUCCCCAAGUAUGCAUGCAUUCCCCAAACAUAUACUAAUGUUAGGUUAUGUAUGCCCAGCUGUUUUUGACCUUGCUCAUUGAGCUUAUUUCUAAAGAUGUGCCCAAAUGGAAAGGUUUCGUUGCAGUGAAUUCCCAUUUUGAGACAUGCUUCCUGCUGGUGAUACUAUUCUUGUAUUGAAGUGUCCUAUAAUUGAGAGGUUCUGUAUGCUGCAUUUGGCUGGCCAGUACCGCAAACCUUCUAACAAGGACUUUACACGCUGGAGAAGAUGUCUUUUGUGUUGAUGAAGGCAGCAAAGUAGCUUUCAGUGGUAUCUUGUGGAAAUCAUUUUGCAGAGCUUUAACUUAUGCUUCUCUCCAAAGGUAUUUUGACGCCGUACAAGCAAAAGAGCAAAGGCGACAACAAAGAUUACGUGUGCACACAAGUUACGAUGUAGAAAAUGGUGAAUUCCUUUGUCCCCUUUGUGAAUGUUUAAGCAACACGGUCAUCCCUCUACUUCCUCCCCCAAGGAGUUUGUUUAACAGGUCAGUUACCCUUUCUUAGCUACUCUGUUGGUUUGAUUUAAAAAACCUAGUACUACUUUCCUGAAGGAUGGGGGGGGGAACCACCCAGAACUGAUUUUGAGGAUCGGUCCCAAGAGCUGCAGGAAGGGGGGAGGGCGCAUAAUAGAGGGGGGGAAAUCACCUCUAUGAGUGGAUGCAGCUUGUUUGUUCAAAAGAUCUGGUGCAAGGGCACAAAUUGGAUGCAACUCUGGAGAGUGUCUGAUAGAUGCUGGGUGUGUGCUGUGUUCUCUUUAAUGUUGGGAAAACAUCAGGUAUCCUUAAUUUGACAUCACAGCUUAUUAAAGAUUUUUGUGUGGUUAUGAAAUGCUUAGUAGUCUUGAAAUCAUUCAGGGUGUCUUAACAAGCCUAGGCCAAUCAUCCCGGCAAUCUUACUCUCCUUUGAGGAGUAUAGUUACAAGAGAAUUUGCAGAUAGGUAUAGAAAUGUAUGUGUAUAAAUGUAUAUGCAUAUGUAUACAUUUAUAUAAAAAUAAUAUGUAAACAGCAAAGCCGAAGAGGGUAUCAUUUGGUGUUGAUGCCUGCUUUUUAUUGUUUUUGUAUAUGUUAUAGUAGCCUUGUAUUUUUGACUUAUUACCUUCUGGGCUGUGUUACAUUUUAACGUGUAGUGGGAGAAAACAGACUGUAUUGAUUGCAGACUAGAUGGGUAGACUGAAGCCUGCUGACAAAUUCCAGUUCAAGAGUUUUAUGAUGAAGUGCUGCUGCAAUUGUCAGAACUAUUAAGUCAUGAAUUUGUAUCAGUGGUGCCAGCAGAAUACUUCUGCUCCCACAACUGGACUUCCCCUUCCUUUUCUCUCCCCAGGAUUCCCCACUCCAUGCACUCUCAAAACCAGCCCCAGAGGGUUGGGAAAGACUGGGAAGCAGAUCCUGGCAACACACAGGGACUGCAGCAGGGAGGAGAGGGAGGAGAAGUCCCAUUGCAUUAGCACAACUCCCUUUUACACAGCUUUAGGAUACAACCAUAUAUAUUUAGAAGCCUAUUUUAUUUUAAAAGCAUAUUAUCUUAAUGUUUAAAAAAUGUUGUCCAUUAAGGGCAACAUUAAUGCUUUAUGUUGUCACAGAUUACUGGGAUAUCUCUUAACAUACGUAGUCCUAACGUAUCACUGCUCUGUUGUAAAAGUUGUGCAUGCUUUCAGCUUGUUUUGGUUUGCCCUAGCAAAAGCUGCAAAAGAUUGGCAAAGCAAAGUCGCACGUGGCAAAACCUUAGCGCUGAUAGGUAAACAUCAGUAAUCAUAUGCUUAAUAGGUCAGAGAGCUGCAUUAAAAGAUUUGCUGUGCCAGAGUAGAAUUUGUCACACUCGCCCUCUAAUCCUCAUGACAUAGUUGUUGUUUUUCUUCUUCUGUUGAAUGCUGGCUUCUGCAUGAUGGCCACAGGAAAUGACAAAUACUUUUGGAGAAACUGAGACUAAUUCUCCUGAGGAAACAGCUCUAAACAUAAUCCAUUUGAUUUCUGAUAGUAAUUGUGACGAUCACAUAGGGUCCCCGGAUGUUUAAUGGUCUAUUGAUCCCUGUGCCACCACUGUGCUCGCUUCUCCGCUGCCACCAACCCGUUACUCUCUCGUAAAACACUGAGUCCAGACAGUUGUUAAAAGUGAACCAAAAAACAAGUUUAUUUUACAAACAUUAACAAGUUUAUGGUUUCUCAGAUAAUACUCCUUUCAGUAUCUUAACUUUAGUUUCUUUACCAGCCUAUACCUUCCUAAUACCUUCUGCCUGAUUAUCUCAACUGUUUGACUGACUCCUCUUAACAAAUUCUCUCCCUCUCUCACACCAGACUAGCCCAACCCACAGACUUAUCUUCUCUGUCUCUUCUAACUCCAGACUGUCUUCUCAACCACCCUAACUCUCUCUCCAAAAAACCCCUCUGUGCUUAAACAUUAUACACAGUUAACUCUGCCCCCUGGGUUCUCAUUGGUUAGUCAUUUUACAAUUAGUUAACACUUUCCUUAUGAACCCAGUAUGAUGUCACACACCUAGGAGGGCAAACGCCACAGUAAUCCGUUGGGUUUGCUGCCUCCAAGUCUGAGAUACAACAUGUUUAACAACUAGUAGUGGUGGUUCAGAGAAAAAACAAAAUGGAUUAGAUUCAGAGCUGCUGUGACUUGGAUCUAGCAGAUACACCCACUGGAGAAAGGAGAGGAGCAUUUUAUUUUAUUUUUGCUAUUCCCUUUCCUGCACCACCUUCCAUCUUGUUCCAUAGUAUGGGACCCAUCUGCAGGAAGCAUGGGGGUCUUCAGGGCAAAGGGGGAAUUGGCAAAAAUCAACCUCUCUCUCUCUCUCUUCUGCCCAUGGAAGCAUCCAUUUAGCAGAGUUCUUCUUCAUGCAACUAUAGAUCCAAUCCAAGAUGCUAGUAUUAAUUUAUACCGGUAUAUGAAAGACUGGAGUUUCUUUGGUCAUUUCACAGAAUCACAGAAUCGUAGUUGGAAGGGAUGCAAAGGGUCUUCUAGUCUAACCCUCUCCAAUGCAGGAAUGUCAGCUAAAGCACCCGUGGCUGAUGGCCAGCCAACCUGUGCUUAAAAACCUCCAAGGACGGAAAGUCCACAACCUCCUGAGGGAGUCUGUUGCAUCAGCAAGUUCUUCCUGAUGUUUAGUCAGAAUUUCCUUUCUUGUAACUUGAAUACUCCAUUGAUUUGGGUCCUACCCUCUGGAGCAAGAGAAAACAAGCUUACUCAGUCUCCUCUUCUCGAGGCUAAAAACAUACCCAAUUCCAUCAACUGUUCCUCAUAAUGCUUGGUUUCAGUCCAUUGAUUCCCUACCACUGGUUGCAUUGCUGGGUCUUAGCAUUGUGUCUCUUGUUCACCCUCUAGCAGAGUUAUGCAAGAGCAUGAUAGAAAAACAAUUCAGGAAACUGGCUUUGGUGGGGAAUGGAAUGGAAGUGCAUUGCCUCUCUCUUCCUGUCCCAGAGUUCUUGAAUUGGUGAGGAAAUCACCCGUGGGAAUGCCCUGCUCAUAUAAGAAUACUGCACAAGGCCUGCAUUCCUGAUGUCGGACUUGGGGGACUGUUGUAUCAUGUAUGUAAAAAUAUGACUUGAAAACACAUAUGUAUAUGCUUGUUCUUGACAGGUUAGAUUUUUCAAGUCAACAAAAUCUUGCUCAGUGGAUAAGAACAGUAUCUCAGCAAAUCAAAGCAUUGUGUAUGCUUCGAGAUCAGGAAAGUGCUAGUAAGUGAAUUCUGCUUACAUUAUCACACUUCUCAGGGAAAGGUGUUGAAAAAUAGUGUGUUUGCUGUUCAGGUUCAAGGGAUUUUUCCUUUUGCGUAUCUAAUUGGCAAUGAGACUGUUCUGAUGGUCUCUCUAUUGGCAAGAGUGCUUUUUUCUACAGUUUGUAGAGUGCAGACAUCAUGAACAAUAGUAUUAACAUGCCAGUAAAGUAAUGUAUCAUUUGCUUACCUUUCAGGUAAACCCUCUUGUAGUAGCUCAGAAAAAAUGGAUGAACUGCAACUACCUGAAGGGUUUAGACCAGAGUUCCAACCAAAGUAUGUAUCUGUUUAUUAAUAAUGAACUUCAAAUUGUCCUGCUACCAAUUUAAAUACAGUUUGUUCAGCACUAGCAGGCCAGGGGCAUGUAAGAACUCUUUUAUAAGCUACAAGAUAAAAUAUACACAUUUUGGCAUUUUUAAUUAUAAAAUGCAUGUGAUGUUCAUAACAUUUACAGAAGCCAAAUGGAUAUGAUGUGAGUUUCUUGACUUGUCUUUUAUUUUAGGAUGAGCAACUGUGGGUGAAAAAAAAGCAAAACAUCCAGACACUGGGUGAUAUCCAGUGUUAGUCAUACUCAGAGUAGAUUAUUUUAUUUUCAGUGGGUAUAUUCUGUGUAUGACUGACAUGGGAUAUCAUCACCCAAUGUUGUGUGUAUGAAGAAGGAGACUCAGUUCAAAAUCCUGAUACUUAGAUUUGCAAUAAAUCUAAAUAUUGAUUUAAGUUCAGGCCAAAAAUAGUGUGCAAUGGAGAGUGAUAAAAGCACUCUGGAAUACUUUGCAAAGGUUUUCAGUUGGUUGGAAACCUAGGUCCAGCAACUGAGGAUAAGUUAUCAUUAAGGAUGUUUAGUUUUACUUUACAUAAAUGAAUAAAAUUGCCAUCUAACAACAACAACAAAAAUUAGCAAAAAGAGCAUAGCCAAGAUUACUCCAGAUUAUAAAGUAAUUGUCCUCAUCCCUUUCAGCACAGCAGUAUCACCAAAUCAAUGGACUUUUGCAGUUUUUAUUCACAGAAGUGAAUACAGUGAGCAAGAGGUGUUCUGAAAAAUGCGGUUUAAAACCUUCCUAAACUAUGAGAUCCAAAUAAACAAGGAUGGCAGAUAAUGUAAAGGGCACAUUAGCUGGGACAGACUCUGUGUCCAGGGCAUGCUUGGACUUUUAGACUAGGAAUGUAUUCCAGCCAAUGUGAAGCUUCUCAAAAUCAUGCUUUAAACCUGUAGUUAAUAGUGUGUGUUCUUCACAUAUUUAAGGAAUCCGUAUUCUGAAAGCAUUAAGGAAAUGCUGAAAACAUUUGGCACUGCAACAUACAAAGUGGGCCUGAAGGUUCACCCCAAUGAAGACGAUCUACGUGUACCUAUAAUGUGUUGGGGCAGUUGUGCAUAUACAAUACAAACAAUAGGUAACAAAUUUACCAUUCGUUAAAAUGUCGAAGCUCAGGGGAGCAAGAUCCAUUUAGGUGUUCUGCUACUCUCACUUAACUUAUUAUUUUUGCCCUCCACAGAACGGAUUUUAGCAGAUGAAGAGAAACCAUUAUUUGGACACUUAUCUUGCAGACAGGUAUGAUGUGCCGACCAGCUAAGGCUAAAGCACUGAGGGAUAAGUAGAGAUAGUGAAGUUAUAACUUUAACUUAUUUUGGGUCCCCUGUAGUUUUAGAAAAAUAGCCAUCUAUUACAAAAUAACCACCUGUUAUAGAUUAUUAAUAUGUGUCACCUCCACAAUUUCAGCAAAGCAAGGAAUUUUCCAAAGGGCUUAAUUUUCAUUAAACAGCUUGAAGGAAUGAGGUUUGCUUUUGUCUGCUCCUUUGUUUGCCGUACUUGCUUGCAACUGUGGUUAUGUCCUCUUCCAGGAUGACUGCCUUACUUCGUUGACGAGAUUUGCAGCUGCACACUGGGCAGUUUCUUCACUCUCGGCAGUACAGGGUCACUUUGGCAGGCUUUUCUCAUGUAAGUUCAAGAUCACAGUAAUUCUUCUCAAUUUCAGAAUUAUGACAGAGCAACCAAACUUGAAGAAAAGCUUGUGCGUUCUUAAAUAACAUUUUGGAUCCAUAGUUAUGAAAUUCUACUCAAUAUUGAUCCAGAGUAGAUUCCAGUGUAUAGUUAGCAGAGUAAAAACUUAAACUCGUUGCAAGAGUCCCAAAAAGUAGACCAGAGGCAAUUAUAUUUCAUCCAGCAGAGCUUUACUGCUACUGAAGGCAAAGGAGCUUAAUGGUCACAAAUCCAAUACAUUCAGGAUUGCCACUAUCCAUAAGAAAUCCAGUUGCAGCAGACUUAACUUAAACUUACAAUAACUUAUAAUAAGUGUAAAGCUUAACACUAUAUACAGAACACCACACCAGAAGGAAGAGAGAUAGAGAUAGAAAGUGAAGCCCAGGCUUCUUCUGGCCUUACUUUUAUAGUCAGCAUGACCCUUGACAGAAGAGAUAACAAAACCAGUUUGUACUCAGUUUCUCUGAAGGAAUAAACCAAAUGAUAUGAGCCUUCUGUUUGUUUCUUUCACACAGAGAAGCUUCCAGAACCCUCUUGAAUUAAUUAGAAUAGGAAAGAUCUCUACACAUCAGAUCAAUACUUUCUGCACUGGGAAAUGCAAACUGACAAGUUAGGCUUCCCCUCAAUCAGCAUGUUGCUGAUUUAAAUUGCGUCAGACCAUUAGUCCACCUAGCCAAGGACAGUGUCUAACCCACCUGGCUGACAGGCUUCCAAGUGGAGGUGCUGUGUCUUCCUGAGACAAAGCAUUAUUGUCCAUAGCUGAGUGUUUCUUCAUGGUAACUGUGGUCCAUAUUUUGAAAGUUUCAUCCACCGAAGGUAAUACUGGGGACCUGAGUAAUAGCCAUUGAUUUCUGAGUGUGACUUAGGUCUAUUAUCACCCACUAAAUCUACUUCAGACUCAGCAAUACUACUCUGAAGCUCAGGUGCCAUUAGGUUAGAAAACAGUCUACAGUUUCAGAAAUUAAAUGUCGAAUAAUAAAAUUCUGACAUCAGUAACCAUUUUGUAUUUUAAAUAUCCAGCUCUGGUGCCUAAUGAAAAAAGUGGGAAUCUUGCUUGCAUUCUUGAUAUCGACAUGUUUCAUUUAUUGGUAAGUACCUUUAUAAAUUCUGACAGUGCUGCAAUCCCAUAUGCCAUAUAUCAUUAGCUUAACUUUUGGGGGGAAAGUCCGGCACACUGGAAAUAAUGUCUAGCAAAAUAUUUUUAUGAAAUAUAGCAGAAAAGAAAGGUUGCAGGUCAGGAAGUAAAUACUUGGUGUAUGAGUGACUUUUCCUUUGGUUUACUGAAGUAGUGGGUCAGUAGUUAACAUUCAAAGUCAGCCCUGUUUGUUGCUUUAUGUAAGGAUGCUGAAAAGAUGGCAUUGCGGGAUUUGGCUAAGCAGACGUAAAUGGGGAAUGGAUGAGAGAAUUCAGUCAUUCUGUCUCUUACAGAUUUUCCCCUUGUCUACAGGUGUGCUUGGUGCUCUCUUUCCCUGCUGUACACAGUCAGGAUUUUUCAGGAGUUAGUCUUGGUACUGGAGAUAUUCAUAUCUUCCACCUUGUUACUAUGGCACAUAUUGUACAAAUAAUGCUUACCUCAUCCACAGGUAAUGUGUUCUGUUUAAAGUUAUGCUGAUUUGUGCAUGAAGGGAAACUAGAGAAGGGAAGAGAAAUAAUUAUGGCUUCUUGGGCAAAAUAAUGGUUAACCGUGAUGCAGGUGUAUAUUGUGAUAGCUGCAGUUAUGCUUUAUGAAACGAAGAGCAUUGCUCCAGUGCAACUUUUUGUUAAUGCUACUAUGUUCUUGGUAUAUAGAUUUAGCAAGUUUUCAAAUUGCACAAAGUUCUCUGGUGAAGCAUCUACAACUGUGGUCACUACAAUUAGGUUUAGACUUACUUUGUUCACUUUUCAGAAGAAAAUGGCAUGGACCAAGAAAAUCCUACUGGUGAAGAAGAAGCAGUUCUUGCUUUGCAUAAAUGUCUUGGCCGGUAUGCAGGAAGGUAAAAUCAUAAUUUUUGGUGCAGCCUUUCCAGACAUUGUUCUACUUCGCUUGCCUUCUCCAAGCUUAAUAUAUAUGGAAGCUCAUUUCUUACUCUCCAGAGGUGGAGCCACAUGGAGAAAACUCUCUGCUGACUAUUCCAGAUAAUCUCUGAUGAGCAGGCAGUCUUUCAGGUGUUCUGGUUUAUGGCUUGAAAGAACCCAAUGUGGGGCUCAAACCCACGACCCAGAGAUUAAGAGUCUCAUGUUCUACCAAAUGAGCUCAGGGCUAGCUCAGUGACAUGAUACUGCUUUACAUGUAUAAUGUAGAUGGGGCCUUAGUUACUGUGGGGUUAUUAAAGAUGUGGGGUUAGCCCUGGGACUGAAUAGUGUUUUGACUUCGAAUCUACUUUAAAAAACAAUGAAGUCAGAAGAUUUGGGGUGGAAUCCAAUUGGUGCACUUGCACUCUUUUCACCCAGUGAAAGCUUUCACUAAUGGAAAGUAAAGGAACAUUAUUAUUAUAUUGCUGAUUUUCCUGUAUCACCUCGACUCCACAGCACCCCUAAAACAGCUCUACAGAAUUUGGAGACAGGGCCAUGCUAUCCCAUUAGCAAAGGCAUCUGCUGGAUAAAUAGUCAUUCUGUGAGCAUAAGGGCACCAGUUGGAUCACACCCUUUAUUUCCCUGCCUGGGUACUUAAUUAAUGAAAUGUAAAAUCAAUUAAAUGUUUGUGGCAUUUUGUGUAACUUUUAAGAUUGAUUUCACAAAAAUUCUACAUCUGUUUUUAUUCUUAGUGCCUUCAAAGAAAUGUCCUCUGGAUGGCAUCUAUGGAGAAGUAUAAAAGCUGGGAUCAUGCCUUUUCUGAGGUGCUCUGCUAUGUUCUUCCACUAUUUAAAUGGUGUUCCAGUACCACCAGAAUUGCAAGGUAUAAAAUCAGUUAGCCACUUUGAUGCAAUAAUGUGAAUGGCUGGUGAAGUGUAAUUUUAAACACUAAAGAAUGAAUUGCAGCUUUGUAUAUUCGGUAUUAUAACUAAUUUGUCUUGAAAAUGGAAGUGAGGUGUAAUGUGAUUUUAUAGACAGUGCAGUAGUGGAUAAUUAAAUUUUUGAUAGCUUACACUUGUGAACAAAAUAUGCAUUAAAUAAGGAACAAAAAUGAAAAACAAUAACCUUGCAGAAUUACCAUACCAGGUGUAAAGAGCUAAAUAUAAACUAAAGUGGCCCAAAUCCAGAGAACAUUAAUUGUGUUGAAGUGCCAUUAAAAUAAAUAGCUUGUCAUGACUAAUUUUAUGUCCCAUUAAUUUCAAGGGGACUUCAGUUGGGCUUUGCAUGUGGGCCUAUUAGUUUUCCCUUGGUUGUUGCUAUAUUUCGCUAAUUCAGUUAAUCUCAUUGGAAAUGUGGGUUCUUUUACCUGCACAUCUUACAAUGUGAUACAUAUCCUCUACCAACAAUCCCCUUGCACAUUCUACAUAGGACAGACAGGUCAGCUUCUGCACAGAGACUCUACGCAAACCAUUGGAGGGAAUUUUCAACAUCACAGAAUAGUCUGUAACCAACCUUAAGGUGAUCAUGCUGGAAAAGGGGAACUUCAAAAGGAAACUGCAAUAUGAAACCGCUGAAUCACAACAAUGUAUAUACCUGUAACUCAGGAUGUCAUUUAAUGCAUCUCUUUGAGGUCCCCCCCCCCCCCGCAGUAUAUAAAUUUUAUGAAAUAAGUAAAUAAAAGCAUCUAGCGAAGCAAACUGUAGUCCAUGAAAGCUUAUUCCCUCUUAAAUGUUAGUCUAUUGCAGCACAAAACAUAACUUUUUUUGUGGAACCUUAAAGACUGCAAAAUGGCUACUUCUCUGGAAAUUAUACACAUGCGUACAUGUGUGUUUGGGGAGUUCCUUACAGAGGAUUGAUUCAUCUAACCAUCAUCAUAAUAUAUCUUUCUUUUCUCUCUCUCCCAUUGCAGUCAGUGGGGCAAACCAGUUUGAACAUUUAUGUAGCUAUCUCUCUUUGCCAAACAACCUCGUUUGCCUUUUUCAAGAAAACAGCAAAAUUACAGAUACGCUAGUUGAAAGGUAGGAACUAUAUUUAUUAUUUCAAUUUAAAUAAAUAUACAGUGGAAAAACACUUUUUUUUUGUAGAGCGUUUAUAUCAGAUGACAGAGAGAACUAUCAGUGUGUGCAUUUAGAGACAACCUGAUAGUUAAACAUUAUAAAUCACUGUGCCAGCAGAAACAUGCUUAUUUAAAAUAGUGCAGGGCAGCAAUUGCAUCCAUGCAGUACACAUUUGCAUUGUUCUGUGCUGUUACAGGCAAAUGUGAGUAUUUUGCAUCACACAGCUAUAAGGAUUGGUACUACCUCAUUGCAUUGGAGUAUAGUUCCCAAAUGCAAGAUCCUGGCAUGGAGAUAGUUUUCAUUCUAAUGGUGGCCUACAGCUGUUGCAAGAUUUUGUGAUGGGAUUGCAAUAGACAGCCUAUACCACAGUAGAUCUCCUCCCCACCCCCAAAAAAUAUGUGAAAUUUGCUUCUGCUGUUGGAAUGCUGAAAGCUGUUUUUGAGAAAUUUCACAGCAUUAAGAGUAUUUAAAUCACAACGGGUUUGAUCCAGAGAUGCUCUUUCGCAAAUGGAAAUUAUGGAUGCAGGAUCUGGAAUGAUGUACUUCUCAGUUGGCUCCUACAAGAAUGAACCCUAACCUCCCCCCCCCCUUUCCAUUAACAGCUGGUGUAAUAAUGAUGAAGUAAAAAGAUACCUGCAAGGUCAGAGACAAGCCAUAAGGUAAGUAAGAGAAAACCAGCAGGAGGGAAAGAUUCAGGGGUGUGUAAGACAUGCUGCUCACCCCAGUUUUUUCUGUGAAUGGGGCAGACUGCAAGUCUGCCACAUCCCUUUUGGCCUUUAGUUGGAGUUUGUUCGUAGGCUGUGUGGGUACCCCAUCCUCCCCCUACCCUGCUUCUUACAUUGUAGGUCCAGUUAGCCUAAUUAGCUGUUUUUUUAAAAGGGAGUGUAUAAAUCCAUGAUGGAGUUUCUAGUGCUAGAGUAAGGGGAUUUCAUACAGUGAUGCUGUCCUUGAAAGAAGCCUACCAAUGUGGGAACAUGGUCGGAAAAGUUCAUCAGCUGAAUGAGCAGACAAGUAUCAAUCCCAUUGCUGCUUCCCUCUUCGUAAUAGUUACCAUACCUUCCUAUUGCUCUUUUCUACUGCUUACCUCUCCUCAGCCUGCAUGCCUCUGUUUGCUGUCUCAUUUACAUCUUUCCAGUGUUUUUGUUGCCUGUCCUGAUGCAGGUAAUGACAGGUGGAAAUUGAAGCCCGAUUGAAAUAAGGCCAGGUCAUUCAUUUCUGCCAAGCAUGUUUGAAUGUGGGUAGCCACCACCUUCUCAGGAAGGAGAUAUUUGUGACUGGGCAGUAGUAGUCGCAUACCCUUGGGUCUGGGGAAGGUAGUCUUCAGGCGUGGCUGUAUCACUGCCUCCUUCAGAGCAGCAGGAACUGUCGCCUCCCACAAAAAGGCAAGGGUCACCCAAGCUGAUCUCACUAAGCUUGUAGUUAAAGGUCUUUCAAUAAUAAAAAAUGUCAAUACUACAUUAUAGCUUAACAGUGAAUCCAAAUGUACAGUAAUAGAUCAAACUGUUUACAUACCAAAGCCAAGUUUGAAAUGUAUUAAUUUGUAUUAUUGGUUCGUUUCAUUUUAGCUACCCGCGAGAAUCUAACAAAUUAAUAGACCUUCCCGAUGAUUACAGUAGCCUCAUCAAUCAAGCUUCUAACUUUUCGUAAGUCUUAUGCAAUUCCUUUUGACCACCUUGAUUUUUAUUUAAAUAAUUCUGAAACCAGGCUGUAGCUCAGUGACAGGGUAUAUAGCCUUUGUAGUCCUUGGCAUCUUCAGUUGAAGGGGGUCUUAAAGUUUUGAAAAAGUUGAAAGUGUUAUUAAAACUUUCAUGAAUGCUUUGUUCAGCUCCUUACUUUCUGUAUCCUUAAAAAUACUAAACACAUUUUACAAGUUUUUAAACUUUCAAAAUAUAGGCUUGGGCCCAAAUGUGCUCUCCAUGGGCAAAAGGGGAUUUGUCGAUUUAGUGAGAAAGAGGUAUCAAAUAGUGCUUUAUCUUCUGCUCUUGCUUGUGUGAGGUGCAUUGUUGCUUAGCUUCUCCCCUCUCCAUGAGCAAAAAGGCAUUUCGGCUCACAAAAGGCAUCUCCCUGUGCCCCAACUCCAGUCUCUUCCCAUUCUCCCUCCCUGCUGCAUCCUGUCCUGUUUCAGAUGCUCUUCCAUACUCAAGGAUCAGCUUUUGGGAGGAAGGGAAAGUGAUGACAGCAGGAAGCAGUUAGCAGAAGGGAGUUAGAAAAUCUCAUUGCCUGAGUGAAGUUCCACUCACCCUUCUUUGGAUCCAAGACAUGAACUAAAUGGAGUAUAUUAUAAUAGUCACAGUGAAACGUACCCAAGUAGAUAAGAUAGCGUGAUAUUAAAUAUAAAUGUCACAUCUUUUUGCUUCUUACAAAGGUGUCCGAAGUCAGGUGGUGAUAAAAGUAGAGCACCAACGUUGUGCCUUGUAUGUGGGACCAUGUUGUGUUCUCAGAGCUACUGUUGUCAAACAGAGUUGGAAGGAGAAGACGUAGGAGCCUGUACUGCACAUACGUUUAUCUGCGGCUCUGGAGUAGGAAUUUUUCUCAGGUAAGAGGGCGGUUGCACUUGAAUAGUUCCAAUGGACAGUCACACCUCUCCCACAGCGAGAGGAGACUUAAGUUGUAGGAUUUGUUUUUAAUAAUAAUAAAACAAUAUAUUAAUUAUAUUUCGCCCAUUUGCCUGGGUUUCCCCAGCCACUCUGGGAGGCUCCCAACAGAGUAUUAUAAUUAAUAAUAAUAAUAAAAGCAAUGAAAUAUCAAACAUAAAAAACUUUCCUAAACAGGGCUGCCUUCAGAUGUCUUCUAAAAGUCAGAUAGUUGUUUAUUUCCUUGACAUCUGAUGGGAGGGCGUUCCACAGGGCGGGUGCCACUACCGAGAAGGCCCUCUGUUUGAUUCCCUGUAACUUGGCUUCUCGCAGUGAGGGAACUGCCAGAAGGCCCUCGGCACUGGACCUCAGUGUCCGGGCAGAAUGAUGGGGGUGGAGAUGCUCCUUCAGGUAUACUUGGCCGAGGCCAUUUAGGGCUUUAAAGGUCAGCACCAACACUUUGAAUUGUGCUCGGAAACGUACUGGGAGCCAAUGUAGGUCUUUCAGGACCGGUGUAGUAGUAAUAAUAAUUUAUUUGUAUCCCACCCUCUCUGGUCGAGGCUGGGCUCAGAGUGGAUAACAUCAUAAAAACAACACAAUACGCAUAAAAACAGACAUCAGUUAAUUAAAAUACAUCUUAAAAUUAAUUCAAACAAGUUAAAAUCUGGGCAGGUGGCAAUUAUCAGGUUGUAACUGAGAGAGGUUAAUACUUGCCAAGGCCAGCUGUUUCCACUGAUCAUAGAAGGACCUGUGAGCGGGCUGGGGGCCUCCUUCAGGCUUGUUUUAUACAGAGGAAAGUAAAUCAAACUGCAUCCUGCCCAAAGGCCUGGCCGUCUUGAGGCCCUGCGGAAAGAUGUCAAAUCCCGCAGGGCCCUGGUCUCUUGUGGGAAAGCGUUCCACCAGGCUGGGGCCACAGCCGAAAAGGCCCUGGCUGUAGUCAAAGCCAGUCUAAUUUCCCUGGGGCCCGGGAUCUUCAAGGUGUUGUUAGCAGUUGUUAUGUGGUCUUGGCGGCCGCUCCCAGUCACCAGUCUAGCUGCCGCAUCCUGGAUUAGUUGCAAUUUCCAUGUCACCUUCAAAGGUAGCCCCACAUAGAGCACAUUGCAGUAGUCCAAGCGAGAGAUAACCAGAGCAUGCACUGCUCUGGCAAGACAGUCCGCAGGCAGAUAGGGUCUCAGCUGGUGUACCAAAUGGAGCUGGUAGGCAGCUGCCCUGGACACAGAAUUGACCUGCGCAUUCACUCUGCACUCAUCUCACGCAACUGCUCAUAGAGGAGGCACAGGCUGUGGUUCUGUGAAAAUGCCUCAUUUCUUCUGCUUGUGAUGAACUUUAACCUCUAAUUGCUGGUGGAGUUAUUGAUUUAAGAGACAUACGGAGUUACAUUAACCAGGACGUCCUCUUUUGUGUGAUCUUUUCAGAGUACGGGAGUGUCAAGUGCUAUUCUUAGCUGGAAAAACAAAGGGCUGCUUCUAUGCUCCUCCUUACCUUGAUGACUAUGGAGAAACGGAUCAGGGACUCAGGUAGCUUUCCGUAUUCUGUGUUGUAUUUGUUUUGUUCGUUUCCAAAAAACAAAACAAACAGCCUAUGUUGCCAGAACUAAAGAAAAGCAUCGUGAUGGUGAACUGCAUGAAACCAUCAAUAGAGUUAUAUUAAUUUUCAAAGUUAAUCGCAGUUCUGUGAAAUAGACCCAUUUCACAAAAAUGGACUUCCAUGAGGUCAUUUAAAUUGUUACUAGUUAAUAAGGAUGGCCACUGUUGCCAUGGCUUCUAGCUGUCAGGUGCAUAUGGAAAUACAAUUUCUAGAGUUGAAUCCGGUAGUUGAAGUCACUGCAAGUUUUGAACAAAAAGUUAAGCAUCCAGUCAGUGAAUCCUGUUGCAGGAUGCCUUUCAAACUGAAGAUUGAGGGCACUGCUUAAUGUGCAGAUGUUGUUAAUAUCAUGUGGGAGCAUCAUGGAAACCCUACUCUGGCUAAACUCUACAGCAAGGGUAGCCAACAUGGUGGUCUCCAAAUGUUGUUGAACUACAGUUCCCAUGAUCCAUGGCCAUUGACCAUACUGGCUGGGGCUGGUGCAAGCUUCAGUCUACCCGUGCUCUACAUUAUUAUUAUUAUUAUUAUUAUUAUUAUUAUUAUUUGUACCAGAACCUUUUGUCUUAUGGUGCCAGCCUCAUGGAAACUGGGCAAGUCUUAUUUGGUGUUUGGCCCGCAAAAUGUGCAGUUUGGGGAAUAACGAAAGUCUGGGGAAGCAUAGAUUUCACCAAGGAUUAAGUACCAAUUGCAUAUGAGAAGCUAAUUGGAAUUAGGAAAACAGCAUCAAUCUCUGCCUGCCUCAUCUAGUUAGGAUAAAGAAGACAUAACAUUCUAUAUACCACAUAUCAAGUAUUCAAACUUGAUGUACUUUAUCUAAUUCAGGUGCGGACAGACUUCUGGCUUGUGGGAUCUACUUUGGGGUUGUUUUGUUUUUUGAAACCCCAAGAUCCACCAGCCAGAGCCAAGUGCAAAAGACAUACACUUAAACAUUUCUGGGCCCUUCUGAUCACUCGGAGAUCUACCUUUUGCUGACCCCUGAACUAAGUAAUCUUUACAAUCAGCCUUGUAAGGUCGAGCAAUACUUCAGAUGGUCAUGGGCAUAUGAGGGAAUAGACGAUACCCCAAGGUGUCAGCGAGGUGAUGCUUAAUGGAUGUGGAUAUGAUGAGGAAUGCCUGGCUGGUGACUUGCAUUUCUGGCCUCUUAGUGACAUCAACUUUCAGCAUGUGUCCAGGCCAUUGGGAGGAGGUGAGCUUUACUGAGCUUUGCUGUUAUGAGCCUUUUUCUCCGAUAGCUUUUAGUCACCUGCUUCCAUAAAGUGGUGCUGCUACUGGUGGUUUUCAUUAUUGUUUUUUAAAAAAAUAUGUUUAUUUUUCUCGGAUUUCUGGUUUGCCUAAUUGUUUCAGCCCUGAGACCAGGGCAUGCUUAUAAACGUUGCAAACAAAUGGUUUUAUUUAUUUAUUUUUACAUGCAAGAUAGCAUUUGGAACUUGGGAUAUUUCAUGUUCUUAUAGUUGCUUUUUCAUGGACUUUUCUACCCUAGACGAGGGAAUCCUUUACAUCUGUGCAGAGAGCGAUUUAAAAAGAUCCAAAAACUUUGGCAGCAACACAGCAUUACGGAGGAAAUAGGACACGCACAAGAAGCAAAUCAAACGUUAGUAGGAAUCGACUGGCAACAUUUAUAACUAAUUCCUUUCUGAAGACUGGAACUUCAUGGUCAUCCUUUUAUAAUCCAGCAAAAUUUGUCAGCCGAAAGGAGGAUUAGGAAACAAAGGAUUGAAGUAAUAAAGAGAAGAGUCUAGUUCUUUUAUUGACUUUUCCAUGUUUGUAUAUUUCCUGGUUUCCAUAACCAUGUAAACUUUUCUGUUUAGCAGAUUUGAUCAAUAGUAUUAUUUGCACUGCUUCUUUCGUACACAACCUUUUGAUUUCUAUAACUUGGGCUACUGAAUUUAACAUUGCUAUUACAAAAGUAGCCAUCUCCUUGGAGUAUGAAACUUUUUGGAUAAGAGGAGGAGAAACUGCUGAAAUGGCAACUUAGCACAAUGUUGAAGUGGUGUGUUCACCCUUUUGUAGUAAAUCUGAGCCAUUUUGCAUUUUAGUACUAAAAACUUGUAAUGGAAUGAAAUAGGAGUGCAAAAAAAUGUAGCAAUGGGUUUAUCUAUAGGAGUGCAGAAGAACACUCAUUGUAUCUAAAAUGACUUUGUAAUCUGAAGCCUUAAAGGGCUAUUUUGCCUUUGUCUUUCUUCUUCUUAAAAGAGAACACUUUAAUAAGGAAAACUAACUUAAAGAUCUUCUUUUUUUGAACUAUUGCACACUUUAGAAUUAUUGUGUGUAUUGUGAUAUUGACAUAGUGGGCAAAAACAGAACGCUGUUGUCCAUGCUGUGAUUGAUAACCUCCUAUGAUUAGAAGGUUGACGUUCUGCUUAGUUGAUUUGAGAUAUUGAGUAACAUCACCCAUCAGAGAAGUCAAGCGAAAAUUAAUUUGGUGUCAGAUUGAAUAGGAAGAGAAUAAUAAUUUCAUUUCAUUUCAUUUACAUUUGUUGAUUACCAGCCUUCAAGGUUCAGUAUCCUUUCCCCCUUUUAAAGUUCCAAGAUAAAAACAUAGAAGGCAAAGUGAGAACCAAGGACAGCCCCCCUCCCACCACAUGAAUUUCCUUUAAUUUGCACCGCCAUCUACAUCUAUUUGUACUUGGCUGGCGUUCUGUAAAGAAGUUUGUCUAUAGUAUAUUUUGUAAGUAUAUUGAAAUAACUGCACAGAUUUUGCACAUGGGUGCCUGAAGGCAGUGAAUUUUCUAAAUAUACAUUGGGGCCUCAAAUAAAACCAUAUAAAAUAACAUUAUACUUUCUCUAGAGGUUUCAUUCUCUCUGUCCCUUCCAAAUAGCAUCCUUUUAAAAUAAAUAACUAUAAUCUGUAAUCUUAGUUAGUUCUGAUAACUCUUGGGAUUUUUCCUGGCUUUCAUCUUCAGUUCAGAGAUGGCAUCCCACGAACAGCCAGUAUACUAGCAAUUAGUCUAAGUUUGGGUUUUUUCAGUGAUCUAACACAUCAAGUAGUGUUUACAGCAGUCUUCUAUAGGCUCAGAAUAGUUGCAGUAAAUACAUAGGACACAAAUUCAAAGCUAUACCAGUUCGGCUUCCUUUUCUUAGGGAGAAUAACUUUUGACAGGACAGGCAUCCAUCUGAUCAGUCUUCCUACACGUGUUUGCUAGUAGUUCCUGAGCCUCUCCUUCUUUGCUGAGUGUUGUGUAACUAGCAAGAAAAUAUUCAGUCUUCAUUUUCCCUUUGAUUAGGUUGUGAAUAAAGCUAUUUGCUGUGCAUGUUACACUUAAUGUACUACUUCUGCUCUGAUACUGUUUCUUUGGGAUUUUAAAAAACAAACUUGCUUUAAGAGGCAUUUAGUAACAAUGCAUUUAGAUUCUCAGUCUCCCCUGCUCCCCUUUUAUGGGUGCAUAAAACAGAAAAAUAGGAUCUGCUGCCAUUUAACUGACAAGUUUCUAUGUAAAGUAAAUAUUGAGAGAAUAAGGUCUUUUCCCCUCAGGUACUCUAGUCCAAGAUGGCAGUCAAAUGGGUUGAUGGAAUUAUGACUAUAUGACAUAGGAAAAGUGUAUAAAUUUAUCCUGGUUUUUUGUAGGAUUGCUCAUUCUUCAACAACCCAUUUUCUUUUCUGACUUUUUUCCUUUUGCAUGUAUUUAUGUUCAUUGUAGAAAUGUUUAUAUAACAAGCUUUCAGUAUCAGGGAAUUAAUACCUGUAAUAACUUUCAUAUCUGUGGACAACUUGUAAAAAUUCAAAUGUAUCAUAUGUAUAAAAAGUAUAAAAAUAAAUGCUUUAGGUGUUGACAUUCG
Molecule: messenger RNA, 55080 nt
Organism: Podarcis lilfordi (Lilford's wall lizard)
Lineage: Eukaryota; Metazoa; Chordata; Lepidosauria; Squamata; Lacertidae
Source: the annotation of a GenBank genome assembly